Messenger RNA from Porites evermanni, 69472 nucleotides. NCBI's taxonomy places the organism in Eukaryota, Metazoa, Cnidaria, Anthozoa, Scleractinia, Poritidae. The record is from the annotation of a GenBank genome assembly.
UGUGCUGCAGGGUACUAUACAGUAGACAAUGCAUCACAUUCCUGUCAGCCCUGUCCUGCAGGAAGCCGCUGCCCAUUAAGAGAUAGCCUACCAGUGGCAUGUCUCUUUAGUCAGGUAAAACCUGCUGUUUGGCCUGUUUUGAACAUCAUUAUUCUUUUUUGUUCGGUCACGUGGCAGUUCUUGUGUUCGUCUUGUCUCAUGUCAUUUUUGGGAGCGUUGUAAUCUUUUGAUCAUCUUGUGUGAAUGCUGGGAAAUGUUACUGCUACUAGCACAGCUGAUGUGGCUACUUCAUCAGACAAAAUGUUGAAGCAAUUUAUCUUCAUCAUUAUUAUCAUCAUCAUUGUCGUCAUCGUCGUCAUCACCAUCAUAUCGUCAUCAUUAUCACCACCACCCCCACCAUCAACAUCAUCACCAUCAUCAUCACUGCGACCAUCCAUUAUUGUCCUUGUCUAUCAUAACAGUCCCUGCGUUGUCAUUAUUGCACCGUGGGCACGAUUUCAUCCAUAUCGCGCAGCUGUUAAUUUAUUUAAUCACUAUUCUUUUAUGUGUAUAGACCUUUAACGCGGUGAAAUGCGUUUUAUUUGUUACAGUAUUCACCAGAGGCUUCAGCUGAAUGUCUUUCAUGCCCUGCUGGAAAGAUCUGUUCUGAUCCUACGCUUCCGCCAGUGACAUGUGCUGUAAGUAUGGUUAUUGUUGCUGUUGACAACAGGCAACAAUAAGAGGCUUUUGAGGCUUUUGUGUCUUCUUUGAAAUAAGACACGCUUGCCGUAACAUUUUUGUACAAGACUAGAAUAUUGGUAGUAUUUUUGGUUUAUCAAUGCAACGAUCUUUUUACUGCAUGGCUAAACGUUUUAUUCUUUGUAGGUUGGUACAUAUAGCAAUGGGUCACAAUGCAUCCCCUGCGACAUUGGCCAUUACUGUCCAUCGCCACUGAAUGUUCCUCAACCUUGCCCUCAAGGCACCUAUGCCAGCGAAACUGGUUCAGUUUCUUGUAAAGCUUGCGAUGCAGGACAUUCUUGUUUGAACCCUUCAAACACCCCUGUUCCUUGUGCCAGAGGAGAAUACAGUAUUGCUGGACAAACAACGUGCACGGUAGGCGUAUUACUCAAUUUUGUUCUAAUUCCUUUAUUACCAGAAAUGGUCAGGGUCAAAGUUAAACACAAUUCUACAUUUUAUUUUGUAACAUGCUGAAAAACAAAUAGUGCCAUGUGGAAGAGCUGUCAAAGAGCUUUCAUUUGAAUGGUCAUACCAUAAGAUUUCUUCCACAGACUCAAAAGUUAAAAUGUUUAGAGAUGAUUCAUGGUUGGUGUUUAAUGUUCUGCCAAGUAAUUUUCGGUCUUGUUUCCUUCAAACAGAAAUGCCCAGAUGGAAGAUACAGUCUUGGUGCCGCAUCAGUGUGUGACAUCUGUCCCGCUGGACGAUCCUGCAUGAAUGGCUCUGAUCCAAUACCCCCAACUGAGUGCAAUCCCGGAACUUACAGUCCACCAGGAGUAGGAAUUUGUCAUGCAUGUCCCCUGGGGACACAUUCCAGUACAGGGGCAUCUUUUUGCUCCCCUUGCCCCGCAGGGCACACAUGCAAUGACCCCAGCGAGUCCCCUGUUCCUUGUUCCUCUACAGAAUACUGGAACAAUGGUGGAGAGGUACGAAUGGGGGUCCUGUUCUUAAGCUUGUCCACAAAACCUAUUUGAUCAAAUGGUGAUCAUCAUGUCAAGUAGUCUACCCAGAGAUAUUCUUGGGGCCCGUCACGCGUUUUUUUUCUCAAAUGCGUGAUAGAGCCCUUAGAACGGGUAGGCGAAAAGCUAACUUUGAUGUUACUGUUUGUAAAACGUCGCACUACUGCAGGGUCUCAUUAACAUAGAUUGCUAGGAAGUAAAGAAGGUGGCUUGGUUAUUGAGUGCUGUAGGCAAUUUCAGGCUUCACUGUCUCACUUUCUAUUUCCCCAAAAAGUAAUUGGAACCCUGACUACUUCAUUCAAGUCAAUUAGAUUACCCCGGUUCUUUUAACCUAAAUGCAUUGUCUGGUCUGUGCUGUCUACGUAACAAGUAAAAUGCAAACUCAAGAUUUCUACCAGGAGAUACUUUACAAGGGGUUGCCAUUAGAAAUUUAGAGUAACUCUUGAUGAGAAUUAAACAACACUUCCUAAUCGCAAGUAGUGCCUGAAAACGUGACAUUUUUCCUCUAGAAGCUUGACUUUUUUCGUGACUUAACACUUCCAAAGCAAUCUUCAUUCCUUUUUUUAUCUUGAUGGGUACAGAUUCCUCGAUGUGUUCCUUGUCCUGCUGGCUAUAGCUGUGCAAACAACACUCAGCCACCGGUACCUUGUAUGCCUGGGUAUUUCUCCCUUCAAGGAAACGCCUCCUGCACACAGUGUCAAGCAGGACAAGCUUGUAGUGACCCUGCGCAGGCUCCAAAACACUGUUCCAUUGGCACCUACAGUGAAGUUGUAAGUAUAUGUCUACUUUUAUUGUUUUGUUAGUUGUUUCCGUAACCAAUACAAGAUAGAGCGGUUUUCAUUUGAGUGUCGAAAAGUAAUUGGUUUUGCACUUUCUACACGAUGCGAUUGGCUUAAAAGAUUCGCGCCACCUUUUCAUCCAAUCAGAAGUAAAACCAAAGCCAAUUGUGACGCGCUCGCAUGCAUUUUCCCGCGCUUUGCGUCAGCCACCUGUAAUUACUUCGAGUUUUGAUUGGUUCAAUGUAUUGUCUGUGUCCUAUGUGAUUGGCCAGAGUAAUUACUUUGGUUUUGGUUUUACGACACUCAAACGAAAACCACUCUAACAUAUUAUGGUACUUUCUAACCAUUUCUCUGGAGGUAGUCCGCCUGGGCAUCAACAUAAGCAUUUUCAUUUUGGUUAGCGUGCCGUUUUCUCUCGUUCUUUGAUUCAUGGCACGCGUUCAAAAUACCAAUUAAUAAUAAAAUAAAAUACUCAGUGCUUCAAUGAGGGCCGAUUUUAACAUUCUUUUUUAACAACACUGUCGGUUAGACAUCCUCAGUUAUUCCAGAAGGCAAGUUACCCAGUGUUAGCUGAGUUUACAGCAGGCAAAUUUAAAUCGUGCCCCAAAAUCGCCUGCGUAAAUAGGCCUAAAUAUAUUUUCAAGUAUUAUCUUUUUUAACUGUAAGUACUCUCGAGAACGUAAUCAAGAAAAUGUAAUUCAGGUAAACCCUUAACGGUGUAAUUAUAUCUCACUAACAGGGUGCCACAUCUUGCAAGCACUGUCCUGCUGGGUACAGUUGUCCAACUCCCAGCUCUCCUAUUGCUCGUUGUGCAGCAGGAAGCUUCUCUGUUCGAGGCCAGGCCAACUGUACAGUGUGCCCCAUUGGUUACAUGUGUCCAUCACCCAAGCAGAGAGCUGUUCGCUGUACACUUGGCACUUACACGUUUGGCGAGACAGGGAAAGAGAAUUGCACUGAUUGUCCUGCAAGGUUUCGUUGCCCAAAUCCAGAGUGAGUGUUAUUUUCCCCAAAUACUCGCACUCAUUUCUAGGUUGGCUAUAGUUUGAAAGAAGAAGGCUUGAUUCUGCUUACUCUCAAAAGGAGUUACAACUGAAACACUGGGGCACAGUCGAUUAGUGCACGGCCUUCUGUACGGGACGUUCCUAGUUCGAUUCCUAUAUGCGACCUCAAAUCCUUGUUUCGACUUCUCUCCUUUCUGUGUAGCUGUAAGUAGCUUUAAGUAUCCGUGAAGCGGCGCACUGAUGGAGCGAGGGGGUGAAAUUAGCGUAGCGUUGGCCUCAGGUUUAUCACCAUAAUGUGUACUGUUACGAGCUACCGAUGUAAAAUAAGGACCAUUACCAUUUAAUUUUACUGAGGAAAAAGUUGUAACAGAGAAUGAAACACAACAAUCUUAUGCCACUUAUGACGUCAAGUAUCGGGAUCAUUGUACGUUUCUGGGAAACUGCCCACCUACCCCUCCCCUAAGCCAACAUUUUGACCCAAGUGAGAAGUAAGUGUUAGUGUUGGCUUAGGGGAGGGAUAGGUGGGUAAUGAUCCCAGUAUCGUCAAAUACCAGUGCGGGUUAAACUCAAAACAGCUGAGAAACAUCUACGUCAAUUUCAUAGUCGCAGAGCGGGACUGCAAGCAACACGAAACUCAAAAUGUUGAAGGUAACGCCAUCAUAACUCAUGCAGCCUGCAAAAGAAUAUGCCUCACCACACUUAAAAAGUAUCAGUUACUUUAAUCAAUAGCUUUCCUGUUGUCUUUCUUUUAGGUCAAAUGCGACAGCCUGUUUGAAAGGCUCGUACAGUGUUGGAAAAUCAGUGCGUUGUUGGCCUUGCCCAGCUGGUAAUAAAUGCCCAACAACUGACGUAAGUGACUCACUAGUAGAUACAAUAUAAUUCUAAUGAUUUAUCCUCUAGGCUAACCAUGCAUAAAUAACAAUAUCCAAUUCCACAUGCUUAUCGAAAUAAAAACUGUGAUAUCGGUUUUGUGUUUUGCAUCGUCUUUGGGUGCUAUAGUUGUGUGUAACAUGAUGUGAAACGUGUUUUUCGUUGUGUGUUUCCGCAGGCUUAUCCAAUCCCUUGUGACCCUGGUCAGUAUGCUGUUACUGGGAGUGUGAACUGCACUGACUGUCCAGCAGGUUCCGAGUGUCCAUCAACUCAACAAGGACCUACAAGUCAAUGCGUGCCAGGUUUGUGUUUUUGUUUUGUUUUGGAGAAGCUUUGUUUUGUGGAACUGUUGUAGUUGAAUUUAAUCUGUAGUCUUAAUUUUAGUUUCCUUGAGAACUGAAAUGUAUGGAAACGAGUUUAAACAAAGGUAAAUAAAGUUCAAAUCAAAGAUAAAAUUGAACUAUAACAGAGCCAGAAAUCCUCGGUUCUGAUCAUGAAUUCCCGGUAAAAGGUCUUAAAAAAGAAAUGUUUACCAUCUGCAGAUCAGUUUUAAGGAACCUUUUCUAUUAAUGAAGAUAACAUGAACUGCGGAAACACAGAUUUGAAUUGAGAUAUGAUCGUCGCAGUAGAAAUUGCAAUUUAAGCAAUUGCAAAUUCACUUCAACGGGAUUCAAACCCAUGGCCUCUGUGUUAGCGCUGCAGUGUUCUACCAUCUGAGCUAUAAAGACCCGUAAAUUGGGAGUAGGCCAAUUUGUUGAGUUCAUCUUAACCCGUGAAUGGGUCAUUGAUAUAUGUAUCUUUGUGGCUUCGCUUUUAAUACUGUUUAUUCGAAGUCCUUCAAAGAUAUGUUUUCUGAAAUUGGCUAAGUUUUCGUUAGACCUCUGCUGCAUAUCUGCCAAGACCCUCCCGGAGUUUCCCUAGUGACACAAGGAAGGAUGGUUACAAGGAACCUUCACAGCGGUCAAACGAGCGAAAUUUGCAAAAGUUAAGCGAAAUACUUCAAAGUUAAGGUUGCUACUUUCACUAUCGAAAGUUUAGGGUAUUACCAACAUCCUGUUAGUUUACUAAACUUUUUAAAAGUUUACUAAAAAAGUUCUAAGUGAUUGAAAACCGAUGCUGACGUUAUUAUCGGCGCCAUUUUCAAACAUGAUUCUCUUUUAGCGCGAAGCGUUUUUAGCGAAAAAAGCUCAAAAUUUUGAGAAAAAUGGAAAGACAGUUAUGUUGACUAACUGAUUCAUACAUUUUUGCCCAUUUUUCUCUAACUGGUAAAUGAAAUCCCAGCAAUAAAAAACAAAAAUAACGAUUUAGACGUUUGACCGCGGUGGUCAAGGAACCCAACCCUAGAAGAAUCUUAGAGUCGUCGACCUUUCUGCCCCAUGUCGUGAAUGAAUUUUCACCCACGUGACCAGCCUCUAUGCAAAUUUAUUGAAACAAAAGAAAAUGUUCGGCCGAUGACUCUAAGAUUCUUCUAGGGUUGGUUUCCUUGUAACCAUCCUUCUUUGUGUCACAAAGCAAACUCCGGGAGGGUCUUGGCAAAUAUGCAGCAGUGAUCUAACGAAAACGUAGCAAAUUACAGAAAACAUAUCGUCGAAGGACUUCGGAUAAACAGUAUUAAUAGCCACAAAGAUACAUAUGUUAAUGACCCAUUCACGGCUUCAACCCCCACAGGAUUGGUUUGAAACACCAACAUAGCCACUGUUCCAUGUUUUGGGACACCAAUAUGGCGUACGUGACGUGAUUAAGUGCCCGUAGGCAAAAUACAUUGGAGUUAAUUGAUGAAGAAUCUUCACCCAGCCAACAGUAAAUGUUUCCUUCAUAAACCUUCCUUCACACCUCCUGUCUUUCUUACGUCUUUUAGGAACGUACUCUGUUGGAAAAGCUCAGGCCUGUACUGUCUGUCCAGAAGGAAAGUUCUGUCCAUCAACAACUGUUGCCACGGUGACAGACUGCCCUGGUGGCACAUUCUCAUAUGGUCGUCAGGAACAGUGUACUCCUUGUCCAAAGGGCUGGAAAUGCCCAAAUAAGGAUGGAACUGGAAAUGUUAAAUGUCUGCCUGUAUGUAUGUCGUUUUGCCACAUUGUGUAGCAGAGUAGAGGUCAUUUUUGUUAAAUUGUUUACCGUUAAUUUUUGUGUUAACAAACCUAUGACGAGUCUGGUGAUUAUCAAAAUGAUGAUAAUGAUGAUGGUGGUGGUGGUGGUGGUGAUGGUGAUGGUGAUGGUGAUGAUGAUGAUGAUGAUGAUGUCAUCAACUGAGGUGAUACAACUCACCGACUACGGCACAGGUUGUCGAAACGUCAGUCACUGUCAACAACAACAGUCCUAUUCAGGACUACGUUCACCCGGACGAUCAAACUGAACCUACUUUUGGUGAUGGUAAUGUUGGUGUUGAUGAUGACGAUGAUAUUGAGGGCGGGUGUUAUAACAAUAGUACUGUGGGAUGAUAAUGACGAGGAUGAUAAUGGUGAUGAUGAUUAUGAUGUCGACUGACGACGAGGAUGAUGAUAGUACUGAUGAUGUAAUUGUAACUACAGUGAUACGGUGAUGUUCAAAAUUACGACAAAUAAAAAUCUGAUGGUAUUGAUGAUGGCAAUAGUGAAUCAGCGAUGACAGGUUCAUCUUGGAAUUUUGACGACUCAACCCCUUAACGCUUUCACAGUGACAGUGUUGGAAAAUGGCACUAGUUAUGGCUUAAGGACAGAUGAUGAUGCUCAUCGCUCGUGAUGUGAAUAAUGGCUUUGCGAACUCUGAUGGAGAUGAUGAUAUUGGUAUUAUUACUUCGAUUGGUAAUGGCAAAAGGACUGAGUGAAGUACAGUUCAGCGAAUACCCUUGAAUUGCACGGCACGAAGUCAUAUUACCAAUUGGUUGUUUCAGCAACAAAAUGCGGGAAUCUUAGUCUUAGAAUAUUUAUUAAUGUAAGAGAAAGAUGCCGAAGCUAAAACAUGAUCGGUUACAACUUUGUAUGAAAUUUUCCAGAAUGUGGAAGCUAGCCUGACCGCAUGAUGAACUUUUUUUUCGAGUAACAAGCUGUCAAAGCCUAAAGAAAAAAUCGGAAUAAUUGUCACUGGACCAGUUAGUUUCAUCCAUUUUUCUUUUCCAAUUGAACCUGGACAGCUUACCUGGUCACUAUAUUUUCAUUGAUUUUGGUUGGUUAUCAUGCGCUAUGUAGUUAAAUUUCAUUGGCUAGUGGCAUUUGGAAUUUGAUUUUCAUUGGUUCUUUAACUGUCUGAUUUGACCUGUCCAAUUACAAGCUCCCGGUAAUCGGACAGGUCAAAUCGGUCAGUUUGGAAUUACAAAAGCAAAAUUAGGCUAUGAAUAUGGGCUCUUAAGAACCAAUCAGAUUCAAGCAUUUUGUUAUUGACACAAUUAGGAUGGUACUCUGGUGAAGAUAGUGAAGAUGGGACAGAUUAAUACUGUUAAAUGAAGUAAGUGUCAUGCUGCUAUUAAUGAAAAGAACUGUACUAAUUAUAUCAUUGUCCUUUUCUUUGUCUCCAGGGAUCCUACUCAGUUGGUAGUCAAACGGUUUGUACUCCGUGUCCCGCCGGGGAGGCUUGUCCAAACACAGAUACCAACCAAACUGUAACCUGUUCACCUGGAGAAUAUUCAGUUGGGUCACAAACGGUAUGUCUUGUUUUUCCCUUUCUUUGUUUGUUUGUUUUCUGCGGCUACGGCUCUAAUGGUGGACCGCCACGCCAUUUUGUGGGUAAAUAGAAAUAUUCUUAGAAGUACAAUAGCCUGCGUGGCAAUCAUUCGAAGGGAAAGGGAAUUUGGGCACGCGAGUGCGCGCGCGAAAGGGUAGUUAGGAGGGGUUGCCUUCCCUCCUUUCCUGCGCCCUUCGCUCUUCUCACGCGCAGAAAAUCUUCUUCCUUCCCCUCCCCCCCCCCCCGAACAUCCGCCACUGAGGCUAAACUGCAAAGAAUGUGUCGUAAAAUCACUUUGAAGGGCGUGGUUAAGACCCUGAUCUCAGGUUUUAGUUCGAUCCCUUUUCGCUUUUUUCUUUUCAUUAUCAACAAUAGCAGAGGCUAUUUUAGGACAAAAUAUUCUUGUGACAUCUUCGUUUUCAAAUAAGCUGUAACAGGUUUAGAAAUGCCUACUUUUUACUUAGUCUGUCAAAACAGAAACACGUUAUUAAAGCAAACAUUCUCUUGACAACAAUUGGAAACGUGUUUUUUGUUUCCAGUAUUGCACCAAGUGUCCGCCAGGGUUUCGCUGUCCCAGCACAACAUCAAAUACAGCGACUGAAUGUGCAGAUGGUACGUACAGCAAGGGAGGACAACAAGAUUGUACACCAUGCCCUGCAGGAUAUGCUUGCCCAUCAAAGACAGACGACUUUCAAGUGCAGUGCUCCGCAGGGUAUUACACACUUGGGAAUUCUCAGGUAUGGCCAACAAUAAAAUCAAGGUCUAACCAGACAGCAUCGCGACUUCAUUGACCUGCAAGGUCAACAACUGGAGUUUACCACCAUCAUCAGACGAUAAUCACUAUCAGAACUACCCUAAACCUCCGCUUGUUAGUCUUGGGCUUAUACAUCUUCAUUCGAAAUGGAUUUUAAACAAUCUUUUUUGUUGCUGUUCUUAUCUAAGUAAUGAUGACAUUAAUUUUUAGAGGCCAGGUCCGAAAAUGGUUGUGAAUUGGUUAUGUACCAUAAACGUUUGUCGUCUCGUAAAUCAUAACUCGUAAAUCAUAAAUUAAAAUCGUAAAUCAUUGGUCACAAGUCAUAUCUUGUAAUUCAUAGUGCAGAUAUGUUAAUUAUUUACCAUGAAACACUCACCGUUAGUUGUACGCCAUAAAUCAAAAUCAUAACUCAUAACUCUUGUUGUCAUAAAUCAUAAAUUAUUAUCAUAAAUCAUCGAUCGUAAAUCGUCUCUCAAUCCACAGUCAUAUGUCAAUCAUCCGUUGUCAAUUGUCAAUCUAAAGCCAUAACGCAUACCUCGCGAAUAUGGGUUUUUCAUUGUUUUGUUAAUUCCUUGUAGUUAUUUUUCAAGCUAUUUGUUUUUUACCCACUUGUAAUGUUGUUAAUUGUUGUUAAUCAACAUCUUUUAAUGUUGUUUAUUUUGUGAAAAAACUCGUAAAUUUGGUUAAAGCUUUAGAUUAAACUAAUAUAAUCUGUUUAAAUGCUACUUUUUCUUUUGCUAGCAGCAAAGUGGGGGAUUAAAUGGUAGUAAUUCUUAUGCUCCUCCCAAAUCUGGUGUGAGUAUUAAUGAUAAAAUCUAACUACUGCAGCGAAUUAAUAUAAAAGAGAUUAACUUAAUAAACAGGUCAAUAAAUAAGUAAUAAAUUGUCAAUUGUUAAUAAGCGAAUACUAACAGCGGUACGUAACGCUUAAGCUUCGUUCAAAGCAGCUGUCAAAAUAAGUCAAAUGACAUCAAGUACUUGCUUUGUAAUCUGUAAUUCCAUUUUUAAAUCGUUGACUAAGUAUUUCCCACUCCCUUAGUGUAUUAGCACCUUUAUUUCCUUAGAAGCUAACUUGCUGUGCUAUUAAUGUUGUUUUUAUAAACUCUCUUGAUACUGUACAACAAACCUACUUGGAUACGACAAAGGAGGGAAACCUUGUUAACAUCUCACAGAAUACUUGAAACGAAAAACGCUUGCUACUUUAUUGUCUACAUUGAGUCUUUCAGCUUCGAAAGUAGAAUGUGACGUGCCCGUACUAAAGUAGCAUAAAAAGGGAUUAUUUAAAUGAGAAACUUACUGUAUGAAGAGGUAUGAACAAGGUUUGUAUAAUGGAAUCAAUUGCCACUGUCUAGUCCAAGGACGACAAAAGGCAAUUGACAGGACAAUUCGAAAUAUUCGAUGUGAAGGCUUUAUAGAAAAGAAAGCAAGUCGUAUAAAAAGGUGUAAUGUAAAGAAGUGUUGAUAACCUUCAUAUCAGGGAGGGGGGUAUUGUACGAGAAUUAUGUAGCAAGUUGCUAAGAAAAAAGUCGAUGUUACAGGGUAUUGAAGUCUUCAGCCCACACCACUCUCUGAUUGUUAACCACGUCAUACUGACAUCGCGGAAAGGGUUCCUAUUUAUUUGUAAAAGGUGGCUGAAUGUACUUUUCGCCUUGUGUUUGUAGGUCUGUACCCCUUGUCCAGCCGGCUCGUUCUGUCCAAACAUAACAGCUUCGCCAAUUGAUUGUCCAGACGGUUCUUACAGCUUGGGUUUUGCGACGAGCUGUAUAGACUGCCCAGCUGGUCAUUACUGUCAAACCAACAUGAAAGGCUCCGUUCCUUUACCGUGCCCUGCUGGUGAAUACAGCAACAAAUCGGCCAUCAGCUGCACUACUUGUGAUGCCGGGUAUGCUUGCAAGGGCUCUGAUAUCACUCCGAGACCCCCAUCUGGAUUAUGCCCCAUGGGAUAUUUCUGCCCCGAUGGGCUCAACGAAAACCCUUGCCCGUCAGGUACAUUUGGCAAUGUAACUGGUGCUGCGAGUCAAGCAGCAGGGUGUCCCGCAUGCCCUGCUGGAUAUUACUGCCCAGCGGGAACAAGAGGCUACCCCAGCCACAGGUUUGUUUGUCUUUGAUGUUAUAAUAUGUUAUGUUAUCCUAAAAUAUUCAAUUGACCCUGCUUAUUUUAAGGCAGAGCUAUUUGUCUCGCUUACCCUUACUCUUACCUUCUCACAUUUCUGGCGUUUGUUAAUAUACACUUAGGUCCCAUGGGAAACAGUUAUUUUUUUCGGAUCAAUUUAGGUUCCUGGGAAACUGCCCACCUACCCCUCCCCUAACUCGACGUUAACAUUUGCGCCUCACUUGGGGUAAAGGAGAGAACCAACGACAAACUCAACCCACAUAUGGCGUCGACGCCAGGAUUUGAACCCAGGCCACAUUGGUGGGAGGCGAGUGCUCUCACCACUGCGCCACCCCUUGCUCCAGGAGUCCCCAUAUUUGCCUAAACUGUUCAUCCACAAAAGUGAAAGCUGGCAGUUUAUCUCCUGCCUUAAUUUUUCACGCCACUUUCCACCAUGCUGUAAUCACGUGCUGCUAUAACCCUUUUGGGGAAUUACUGAAUUGUAUCCUGCUCAAGGUAAAUUUGAAUUUAAUCAAGGCCACGUGACCAUGAAUCAACCAACAGUAUUCCAUGGUUUCCUUAUUCCACGGGAAUUUACCUGCUCAAUACCUAGACGAGGGAAUAUUUGUUGUUUAUCCUCUUACAAAGUUAAAAUGAUCAGGAGGCCAGUGAUAGAUACUACUUCAUAAGGAUAUUUAGCCACCUUGAAAACUUCAUAUUGAUACUAAUAAAGAUUUAUCGUUGUGCAGAUUAAAGUGCCCACCUGGUCACUGGUGCACUGAAGGCACCCGAACUCAAUUCGAACACCCCUGUUUAGCUGGCACUUUCAACAAAGAAAUUGGACUGGAACGACAAGACCAGUGUCUUGACUGCCUUCCUGGUUACUACUGUCCUGCCGGUGAUCAGACUGGGGACAGAUUGUGUCCGGCAGGGCAUUACUGUCCAGAUAAGACUGUUGCUGCUAAUGCUCACCGAUGCACUGCUGGGACGUACACGGAGGAACAGGGAGCACAAAGUAAGUUUUUUUCAGCCGUUUUUCGAUGAUGAAAUCUUAUGUUGUUGCCAUUUUGAUUGGGUUAAUCCCGCAAUAACCCUUUAUUAAGCCCCGAUAGUGACCUGCAUCCAAUUUCUCCCAACAUUAACACUGCCUGAUCAAACAGACAGGUAAUGAGAAUUAAUGAAAUGAUCACCAAAGAUAAAUUGUUGUGAUAUUAGAACCAAUUCUCUCAAGCAGUACCAUAAGAAAUGUAUGAAGAACAGUGUAGAGAAGAUGCAUGUUGAUGUUGGGUCUGAAAGGGAUAAUAAGGGCUCAUGUUUGAGGCAAUAUUUUCCUUUUUUCCAAUUCUUGCGUGUCUUAAGCUGAUUUGUUUGCAUUUUUUAGCGUGUGCUUUCCUGAAAAUAAAAUGAAACUAGUACUGUUUGAUUAUUAUUUUGUACGAAAUUUUGAUUUAAGUGCUUUGUCUAGUAAGUAUAAAGCUCGCCUUAUGUGAGAGUUUUCACCCUCGUAAGUUAUUAUACGAAUUUAGACAAGAGUUAUUGGUCGCUGUUGUCAGGUGUGCGGAAAGUAAGCUUUCCUUUGUCGCACAGCUUUCACAGAUUCAAGGCUAGCUGCAAACAAGAGUUAAUGCAAAUAAGGUUACUGUUUGCUCUUAUAGUGGUGUAGUACAUAAUUUAAAGGUAAGUAGAAUCAUGCAGCGUUUUCUGACGGUCUUUUAAACACUUCUCUUAGGUCAGUUGGAUUGUAAAGAUUGUCCUCCAGGCUACUACUGUACAGCAGGAACGCAAGAGCCCGUGGCCUGCCCAAAGGGUUCCUACAACCCCUUGAUUCGUAGAGAAGCACUGGCAGACUGUCGAUCAUGUAUCUCAGGCAUGGCAUGCCCUCAUGCAGGUCUGACAUGGCCACCAGUAAAAUGCGAUGCAGGGUAUUACUGUCCAGCGGGGUCAUCAUUACCAAAUGAGACCAUCCACGCAUGUCCAGCGGGGACGUACACUGACCGUCAUGACUUGACACAUGCAAGAGAGUGCACAUCAUGUCCAGAAAGACAGUCUUGUGAAGCGGGUACCGGAGGCAAGCAGAAACCCCCACAAGAAUGCGCAAAAGGUAAUGUGGGUAAUGAAACCUGGCGAAGUUGCCGUGGAGAUUAUCGUGCUUGGUCAGCGGCCGCACUUAGCCUAUGAAAGCGCUCUGCGUGGUUGCCUGUUGCGGCGUGUAGGGCUGUUAUUUGACACCAUGGUCUUCAGACUGGCACAUAGCAGUCGAAAUGUCACGAACAACAGGAAAGUUAAGCAUCACGUUUUCGGCUAAGGACAGAUUUGGUUGUACAAUUACUACUGAAUCGGACAAUAGUGCAUCUUAAAACGUUCUUCCUCAAGUUUUUCAUGAUUGAAAAACCACAACUGCCAUUUUGAUAACGGCUUACGGCAAACGGGAAAUGCACUAAAACGCAUAAGAAAGUGGUUCGUGGCCAUCUUUGCCGGUUUCGUUAGCUGUAAACGUGAUACUUAGCCCCUCUAAUAUGAGUUAAUAUCGUGAGACAAGCAGAAGAAAUCAGCAAAAGUUUUAUGAUAAUUUCAACCCUCAUGUUGUCUUCCCUUCACUUUUUAAGGCCACUACUGCCCACUUGAAACCCAGAGUCCCACCCAGUACCCUUGUGUAGCAGGGUCGUGGACCAAUUUAACGAAUUUAAAGUCACAAGAAGAGUGUUAUGAGUGUCCCAAGGGAUGGUUCUGCCUCACGGCAAGCACAGCGCCUACUGAUUUAUGCUUUACUGGUCAUUACUGUCCGCCAGGUGAGUGAACUGAUUCAUGAAGCAAAUUUACAGCGGCGGGACUAGUUCAGUCGGUAGACGGAUAGACUGCAAAGCGAGAGGUCGCCGGUUCGAUUCCCAGGACCGGACUAAUACUCAGAUUCUUAAAAUAACUGAGAAAUGAAGGUACUGCCUUUGCUGUGCAAACAGCGGAACCUUCGCGUUUCUCGGAUAACUACGUAAAAUGGCUGUCUCUUGACCAUUGGAAAACGAAAAAUAGUGUCCUCAAAUAAAGUGCGUUUUUGAUAUAUAGUCUGUUCAAACGAAGUGUUAUAUUUCUACCGGAAACAGAAAAGGCUUACCCUCUCUGUUCCCCGCCAUUAGUCCCAUCAGGGUUAAGUACAUGAAAGAUUUGGCUGAUGAUGGCGCGUACUAAAACCCUGGUACAAUGGUGGAGAGCUCAGCACAAGGAUUUCGGCGCUGCUUCACAGAGGGACUUAACCAGAGUUUAGUUUCAUCUGCGGCAUAGGAUUCAGAACUGGAAUUUGCUUUUUUCGCCAUAGAUGUAUUUUGUCUAUCAAAGUCGAUGACUCAUCUUGAAAACAAUGAGAACAUAUUAAACGAUCAGAUUAUAUCUUUCGCGUUUUUUUUUCUGCAAAAGGAACGAAACGAGGAAAUGAAUUUCCUUGCCCGGCCGGCACAUACAACAACAAGACUGGACUGGAACGAGUCGAGGAUUGCGUGCCUUGUACAACUGGUCAUUACUGUCCUCAAGGAACAUCAGUACCAAAACAAUGUCCAAGGGGAACUUUUAAUGAUGUACUAGGUGCAAAGGUAAACACCAAAAAAUAUAUACAUUUUAGUUUAAAGUCGUUUUUUUUUUGUCGUUUCAUUCGUAAUUAAAUAGUUUUGGGCUGGGUGGGGCAGUAAAGUCAUAAAUGGACUGACAGCAGCUUUCAGUGGCACCAUUGUAUGCUGACGUCCGAGCUUAAUGUAAAGAGGGCACGUCUGUUGUCCUUUCAUAAACGACAGUUCAUUCAUUCCUUCAUUCAUUCAUUCAUUCAUUAUCACAUGCUGUCAAAUGUGGAAAAAUAGCGCGUUUGUCCUCAAUGAGUCGUCAUUUGACAGCUACAGAAUCAUCGCAAAAAUGGCCCAUUUAGCUACUUGCCCUUUUAAAAGGUUCUUCAAUGAACCCAAGCGGGGAUCUAAGGUUCGGGUGUUUUUUGCUUUUUGGAUCUAUAUUGAUGGCAUUAAAGGUGAAAUAUACCUCUUCCCAUUUGCCUGUUAGAGUACAAGAAUGAAAGGUUUGGUGACAGGGUAGCACCUGCCCCAUCANUUUUAAAAGGUUCUUCAAUGAACCCAAGCGGGGAUCUAAGGUUCGGGUGUUUUUUGCUUUUUGGAUCUAUAUUGAUGGCAUUAAAGGUGAAAUAUACCUCUUCCCAUUUGCCUGUUAGAGUACAAGAAUGAAAGGUUUGGUGACAGGGUAGCACCUGCCCCAUCAAAUGGCAAGUAAUAAUACCUCCAGCCACUUAAGAGAUUAAGUGAUCUGAUGAGGUGCUUUUCUCUAAGCAAGGAAACCCUUCCUUUCAUCACACCUAGAAGGGAAUUGAUAAGGCUGCUGUGUAAAUAACCAGUAAUCUUUCUCUGUUUUAGAACCAACUUGAAGGCUGCAAGCAGUGUGUCGCAGGAUAUUUUUGUCCCAACCUAGCGAACUACGAACUUACUGCUUGUGAAGUUGGCAACUAUUCGGUAAGAAAUGCCUGACAUGAUACUGGUGGAUGUAAGGGUACUAUGUUACUUUAUCUGCUUUUUUCCAGACUUAAUGCUCAAGGGAUGAGCGUGUGAUUAGCGGGAUUUAAGUUUUCUCUGUCGUAGCCUCCCAGUCAGACCUCCUUAGGGCUUUGUUAUGCGUUCCUCUCUUAGAGGAAUGCGUGGAAAGUCCUUCGAAGAUCUGCGUGGGAGGCCGGCUCUUCCUUGUCUGAUACAAUCUUCGGGUUGUUGUGUCAUUAUAGGCUCCAGGCGCAUUUGAAUGCACAACAUGUGAGGCAGGUCACUACUGUGAUAGUAGAACAACAAGCAAGUCCGUUAUGAUAAGCACCAAGAUUUGUCCAGCUGGAACACACUGUCCGCCUGGUACCGUUCAGAAACCAGAUCUUGUGACUCACGCUUGUAGUAAAGGACACUACUGUCUCAGGGGAGAUGAGGUAAGCCUUGGAAACUCAGUCAAGCCUUUCUGAAUCAUUAUACGUUCCUGGGAAACUGCCCCUAGGCCAACGUUAACACGGGCUUUUCAUCUGGGGUAAAAUGUUGGCUUAGGGGAGGGGUAGGUGGACAGUUUUCCAGAAACUUAUGUUGAUCCGCCUGUCUUUAAUUGUUUUCGCUGAGAUUUGUUCAGCGAUAGUACCUAUCAUAUGGAAACCGGAGGCAGAAUUAUCAUGACUUCCAAAGUUAAGCUACCUCCCAGUCUUUGGGUUGUAACAAUGGAAUAUAGCUUUGAGACAAUACUUGAAAUACAUCUUGGCUUACCAUGGCUCCCUCUGACUACAAAAAAAUGCUUAGGACAAAAGUUCGCAGUCUGGGAGGUGGGAGCCCGAAUCACCGCCGAGAGACGUUUUUUUUUAUGCAGAAUGUCCUUACCUUCAUUAUUAAUUUCUUGAACAGAAUGCCUACCGAAUCAAGUGUCCAAACGGAACUUUCAACCCUCAUACAGGACGAAAACAUGUCAGUGAGUGUAUUAAAUGCACACAAGGAUUUUACUGUGAACCUGAAGGACUAGAGAAAGAGGUAAGGGGGAAAGGAUAGGGUCAAAAUGCUGCUAAUUCGUAGUAAAUUAAAGAUUGAUUGGUAGGGGACGUAUUUGACCCGAGAGUUAUUUGUAAGUCUUCCAUUCAAAAAAUAACCCUUAAAGGCGUAAGAGUCGAUUUCUUCCUCUUCUAAAGGCAAGAGGAAAGCCAAGCCUACGAACGUGAUUAUUUCCAGGAGCCUUUAAAACAUCAGAUUCUCUUUGAACAAGAGAUUAACGAAGGGGAAGCAAGCCAUUGUUUUUAGAUUUGUGGCAUUUAGGCAGAAAAUUCAAUCCACUCAAACUUGCCCUAGAUUAAGAACGUGAAAUAUUCCCAACAUCUGCCCAAAGUUCAAGAGCACAAGCAGUUUGUUGAAUAUCACUAUUUCCCUUCUAGGCUGAUGUCUGCCCUCCCGGUUACUACUGUCCCGAGGGAACUGGUUACAGAUUUACACAUCCGUGUCCAGUGGGAUUUUACAGAAAGCUUUCUGCUGCGGUGUCGGUACAGGAUUGCAGUGUUUGCUUCUCGGGUCACUACUGUGAUGUAUUAGGCCUUUCAGAUCCUAAAACCUGUCCUGAGGUGAGGCUCAAAGUGUAUUUUUUGUAAGCAUCCGUUCCUAUAUCAAACCAGUCUUCAACCUAGUUUGAUAAGAGUUUCCUAUCACCCGUUUCUAGAACGUCCUGGGAGUUACCCGGCAUGGAAAGCUAUUUUGUGCUCAUUCAAGAUUCGAGGUCUUAUCCGCUUCGAGGUCGAGUUUUGACGGUUAUGCAAAUAAAUUGACAGUUUGCAAAACAGAGCGGACUGGUUUGGAGAUUGUUUUGAUUUAAAAAAUCAAAAACAAUAGGGUUUGUAACUCGUAAAUUAACAGGACUUUCUUGAAACGGGCCCCUAGCCUUAUGAACAUUUACUGCAGGUCACAAUGGCGUUCGCCCUUAGAGAGAGUACACUGUAUUUAUGCUAAAGACAUCCUUUUUUUUCUUGUUGUAGGGUUUCUUUUGUCCCACUGGUACUACCAUUCCACAGCCAUGCCCAAGCGGUUACUACGGAAACUCGUCUGGCGUAAAGAGAAGCGAAGAGUGUACCCCAUGUCCUGCUGGACAGUACUGUGCUGGGUAUGGACUUCGAGAACCUAGUGGCCCAUGUGAUGCCGGUUUCUAUUGCAGUGGCAGAGCUUAUACUUCUGUAAGUGGUUAAAAAUGCGCUUUACUAGAGUGUCAAUGAUAAAGCACGUAAGUACCCUUUGGGAUACUAUUUGUACGUCUCCAACUGGAGACGGGACUGUCAUUUUAAGUGGUUAUCCGAGCCACACAUUGUACUUUUUUUCUCCAGAAAAGUUAGCACUGUUAUCGUUAUUGAAGAAGGUUGAGACCUCUCCCAAUUAUAAAAUCGUGAAACUUCUUAUAUUUGAUAACUUGUUCCCGCCACUACGACACUCUCGCCAAAAGUCGUUGAAUGGUGACGGCUACCUCUUUUUCUCGCCAAAAUGACGCUGCCCCACGCGCGAGCACUAAUUACUAUUGAGAAAAUCUCUUACUCGAAGUCGUUUUCGUCUUAGAAUCUAAAGCUCUCUAUUCCCCCGCGCGUAAGGGAUGAGUAAGGUGAUGUCUUCAAGACACCAGAUAGCUUUUUGUGCCAACAUUAUGGUAGGAAGUGGGAAAAGGAUUUCUUUUUUGACUUGCGGUAAUUAAAAUAAAGAUGAUUUCUCUCAGGCACCCCCCGAGGGAAGUCCUACUGGAGGUCUCUGUCCCAAAGGAGGAUACUGUCCACAAGGAGCAAAGACACCUGAGCCCUGCCCUGUGGGGAAAUACAGUGGAACCAAAGGAAAUAAGGAACCUGAUGACUGCAUUACCUGUGAUCCUGGGUACGUAUUUGAGGGUACUCCAUUUUGCUUCAGAAUAUACUGAUCCAGGCUCCAUGUGCAGUCGUGCAGAGAAAAGUGAUGCGAAAAACGCGCGGGAGCUGGGGAAAGAGGGCGACGUCCUCCUCUCCAGAUCGCGCGGGUCUUAUUUUCGUUUUUCUUGUUUUAUUUUCGCGACGUUCGUACUAACUGAGAGCCUGGCACCGGGGAGUUUUAUAGCGACAUGGCAGCAGGAAAUAAAGUGACGAUGUGAACACAUCAUCUAGGGCAACAAUUUGCUAAUUGUGCCGUGUGGGUUUGAAUAAAAAUAUUGUGUGAAUGAACGCUGAUGUUAAAGAGGACGUUCUAUUUUGAGUCACUAUUUUGAACAAUAAAGAACACCUUGCAUUGAAAAGAAAGCUGAAAGUAAAACGUUGGUAAAAUGAAUAAAUACAUAAGAGGUAAUAAUGGCACAAAAAGAUGGAGAACAGUGUAGAAUUAAGUAUAGUUACGUGAACGAAAAAAUAAUUCAGGAACCUUGUUGUUAGCCUCUUUAAGUUGUGAAAUUUUAUGAUCCUCUCCACUAGUAGACCUGUAUUGCGAGGAGUCACCAUACCAAUAAAAGGGUUUGUUGAGCUUUUAUAUUUUGCUGUAUUUUCAGAUACUACUGUGCAGGUGAUACUAACCCCACACCAACUGGCCCGUGCUCCCCUGGACAUUAUUGCACUGGUGGGGCAUCUACACCAACCCAGUUUGUCACACCCAAAGGUCACUUUUCUGGUGAGGCUGCUUCCUCGCCAGUCCAGUGCCCUGUGGGAACUUACCAAGAGGUACGCGUUUAGAUAUCAUGAUUAAAAUUAGGUAUUGGUUAAUGUUUUAAUCCAUUUGCCCUAGAAUUGCCCUAGAAUUUUCAGGUUUGCCAACCCUCUUUAAAAGGAGAGAAGAGAUUUCAUCAAAGCUCUUCAAUGAAGUCGUGGGUGACCCCGGGCACUCUCUUCACAAACUCCUAGGAAGGUUCUUAGGUCGUUUAAUGAAAGAUUCCUCCUUAGCCUUGAAACGGAAUGGAAACACGUUCUGGUUAGCUACGUUUUUUAGAAAGUAAAAAUCAGUACAAAAGACGCGAAUCAUCACAAAUUAAUUUUAGUUAUAGUAGCAAUUUUAUACUUUUUACCUUUUUAUUGUUAUAUUUUAUAUACUUUUUUUUUUACAUUUUUAUUGCAAUGUAUUUAUUGUAAUGUCCUUUUAUUGUAAUGUCUUUCGUAAUUCAGCCUAUGGCUGCAAGGUAUUAAGACAAUAAAGCAUCUAUCUAUCUAUCUAUCUAUCUAUCUAUCUAUCUAUCUAUCUAUCUAUCUAUCAUUUAUACUGGUGUACAGUAUAAUGAACAAAGCCCGCAAAUGUGCAAUGGAGAUAUGUUGACUAUAUGUGUGUUGACAAUAUUUGGGUAAGUGGGGCUGGCUUCAUAAAUGGUUACGUCAGAGCAACUGCUAACGUCUGGUUUGUUAGUUUGACUUGGCUCCAGAGUGUACUUUGCUAUUUCGUCAAGCAUUCCUUUCAAAAUUCCGCACUUCCUUUUCCCUAUACUUGUUUAUUUAACAUGCUUUGAAAACACAGGCAUUUUGUGUUUAAUCCUUCACGUUUUUGUCUACAGAGUGAUCGUGCUGAGCGGUGCACUAAUUGCACUGAGGGGAAUUUCUGUGAUGAAAUGGGGCUGACAUUUCCAAAGACGUGUCUCUCAGGCCACUAUUGUCCUCCAAACAGUAUUAAACCCACAGCAUGCCCACCCGUAAGUAUUCAGAAAACAGGAAUACUGAACCUAGUCUGAGCUUUUGCAUUCUUGAAUACUGUUAAACACAAGAAAUUACAUAAGAAAUAUGCACAUACACCCUAAACAACUUUGAAGGGAAGCAGCACCGUUAUGUUCUGAUGUCCCCAUGCCAUGUAAAUCCUUCGUAUCUGCGAAGAAUUUCUAUGGAUCUAUCAGUACGUAACGGUGCUUACAUCUCCACCCAAUUUGCUCGAACACUUUCUAACACACUGAUUUUUUACCAUUUUUAGCCAAUACCAUUAUUUCGCAAAUUACAUUUUUUGACGUCAUCACUCAAGUCUAUUUUUUGGUUGUUUGUUCUAAUUUUCCCGCAAAGAGUCAAGUCAUUCAUCAUCAUGUGAGAUCUUGCGAGAGACUCUACAGUUCGCCUGGUGACUGAAUUAACGUUAUUGAGGUGGCAAUUUUCUUUUCUGCAGGGUACCUUUAACCCGAAUAAAGGAAAAGCUACAAUCGAUUUUUGCGAGCCUUGUGAUGCUGGGUCAUUUUGUAAACAGCCAGGAUUGAAUGCCACUGAAGGCAAAUGUUUUGCUGGAUAUUACUGCACUGGUCGUUCCCCAAGCCCAACACCCGUAAGUCCUUAUCAGUGUGUUGAACUUGACGCAGUCAGUAGUGUACUUAUCUGUUGCAGAUUUCCUAGUGAGAAUGUUCUUAGCGUUGCAGAAACAAUUACUUUUCAUUGUGUUUAAUUUUGAAAAUCGAUCGUUUGGGUCAUGUCAUUGCUUGUUAACAUCAUCUGCAGCACCAAGAAACUACCAUACCUCAGUCGUUGAAAGGCUGCGCUUUCCUGCAGGUAAAUAACUAUUCCUUUGAAACUCGAUGCAUUAUGUCCUAGACAGAAAUAUACUUAGUAAACGUAUGGCCUCUUCAAGCUUAACAAUAACUAAAACUGUCCAUAGAACCGCCCAUUUAAGCCCGUGUUUAUUUGCAGAAUAAUGGCUCACUGCUUUCAAACAUAACGUAUGGUGGGGUGUGUCCCCCUGGUUACUUCUGUCGAGUUGGUAGUGAACGGCCGUAUGAAAAUCCGUGUCCAAACGGCACCUACAGCAAUAGAACAGGACUGGAAAGAGAAGAUGAAUGCAUCCCUUGUGACCCUGGAAAAUCUUGCACAGGCGAAGGCCUAACAGCGCCAAACGGUAUCUGCAGGGCUGGAUGGUAUUGCGUCAGUAAGGCAACUACACCUAUACCCUUGGAUGGGGUGACUGGGAACAUUUGCCCAGCUGGGUUCCACUGUCCAACUGGAACCAAUACAUUCAAGGAUUGUGAACCAGAAACCUACAGGUAUCCCUAUAUAUCUCCACACCUUUUCAGUUGCAAAAUGAUAAUAGUGAUAUUUUUUUAAGAACGCAUGCACCUGAUUCCCAGUUGUUACCGUUAUGUUUACAUGAUAUCAAAUGGCAGUCCAGUUUAUUGUAUUGUAAGUUGUUGUAUACGAACAGUUUAGGUUGGUCAAUAACAUAUAAUCCGUGAUCCGCUAACUAUUAAUAGCUUUAAUGUUAAGAAGAGUGGUCUUGGCUUCGUUAACGGCAAUAAAAACGUCAAAAAGCAGUAGGUUUAAUAAGGAAAACAACAACGAUUAUGUGCGUGUAUCACACUCUUUACUUUGGUGCAUUUCUUUGCCGUCACUGUACGACUUCCAGGUAAAUCUUUCCUACGCCACGUUUUAUUGAGACUUUAAGAACACACAACGACAACUUUUUCUUUCUCUUCUCAAUUUGGAUGCGCUCCAUAGGAAUCAAAUUCCACAAAAGUUGUUCCAUAUUUGACAAAUUGAGCUCGUUUCAGUAAACGUUUAACUGCGCUUGUUUUUCAGCAACGUCACAGGACUUGCAACAUGUCUACCAUGCCCAGAACGUUUUUACUGCAAUGGUGCUCAUUUUGCCCAAGCUGAUAGCAAGAAACCAAUCCCUUGUCCUAAGGGUCGCUACUGUCCUGGUGGAACUGGAUUAUCACAGCCAAAAUGCCCCUCUGGGACAUACAAUCCCCAGGUAAACUUCGUAAUUAUCAAAAUCUAUCUUGUGAUCACAUCAAGCACAUGUACUAACGUAUGUUAAUUUUUUUUUUCAUAUUUCCUUGAGGUAAUAAUUUGAGUUUAGAGCCCUUGAGGGCAUAAACCACUAUAAUAAUAAGGAAAGUUUGCAAAAAGGUAGCUUGCUGGUUUUGCACGUAACGUCACGGGCAGCCAUGUUGGUUUGGUAGCACUUGACCCCUUCGGGACCUAAACUCCAUUUUUAUGUAAAUGUUUCGAAAAAAAAAAUUUUUAUAUUGGUCACCCACAUGGCCGCCUUGUCAUGUGCUUGCAAACCAGAAUUGCAGCAUUCUCAGAUCACAAUGGUAAUGUUGCCAGAUAACUCAGAUGAUCACGUUCAUCUUUUUUUACCUGUAGUUCGUUUUAAUUUUGUAUCUACUAAUGUUUUUCAGUUGGGUCUCGCUCGUGAAAAUGAGUGCCAUCCCUGCCCUGCUGGCAAGUAUUGCAGUGGUGCUGGAAUUGAAACGUUCCCAAGUAACAUAUCUGGUGACUGUGAAGCAGGGUUCUUCUGUGUUUCAGGGGUGAACACUCCUCGCCCCAGUCAGAACUUCAGUGGCAUCGGUGGUGUUUGUCCUCCAGGAGCAUACUGUCCUGUAGAAACAUCUGAACCCAUAGGCUGCCCCAACGGUACAUUUUCUAAUGUGUCCCAGCUAGUGAACGUAGACCAGUGCACGCCAUGCUCGGAUGGUCAUUUCUGUGAGCAGUCAAACCUCACAGAACCAACAGGUAGGCAAGGACUCGAUGUAUGUCCUUCCCUCAUUACCCCAUUUUUAGUCAUUAAGUUGUUGUGUUUCCAGUCCAGUCUAAGUUCUGACGUGCUUCUGUUUAUUCAUUUUUUUUCCAUCAGGGAAAUGCGCACCAGGCUUUUAUUGCAGACGAGGCUCGAACACAGCAAGACCAACCAGUGUGUCAGCCAUUGGAGGACCCUGCCCAAAAGGCCAUUUCUGUGAACUCGGUACAGCGUUUCCUCUAGGGUGCCGAAGAGGAACAUACAAUCCCAAUGAAGGAGAAGCCACAUGCUUUACUUGCCCAGCAGGUUACUUCUGUCCUGAGAACUCCACAGACUUUAAUCCUUACCCUUGUCCAACGGGCCAUUAUUGCCCCAAUGGCACUGAAUACGCUACACAGUUUCCUUGCAGCAAAGGCUAUUUCAAUGGUGCUACAAAGGGUGUGAGUGUGGCAGAUUGUUCACCAUGUCCUGGUGGAAAAUACUGCAAUGAAUCAGGGCUCUCGGGACCCACUGGGCCGUGUGCGGCUGGUUAUUUCUGCGUCAAUGCAGCUUACACAGAUAAACCUCAGGACUAUGAUAACUUCACCUCCGGUGACUGUCUGUGCCCUGCAAAUUCUACUGGAGGAGAAUGCCAAGAAGGCUUCUUCUGUCCACAGGGUUCGCAUGAGCCAACUGCUUGUACAGGAGGGUUUUACUGUGCUGGCAAAGGAAAGGAUUCAGUCACUGCAGAGUGUGAUGCAGGAUGGUUUUGUACUAGCGGAGCUAAGGUGCCUCGACCAUCGGAUGGAAUCACUGGGGAUAUCUGCUCACCAGGGCGCUAUUGCCCCAAGGGUACCAAAGUUCCGCAGCUUUGCCCAAUAGGAACAUACUCAAAUAACACGGGAAACAGCCAUCAGGACAACUGUACCGCUUGUACGGAGGGAUCAUAUUGCGAAACUAUGGGAUUAACUAAGCCUACUGCACUUUGCUCAGCAAAAUAUUACUGUCCUGCUGGUGAAUCAAUAGAUAAGAGGCUGUCAUGUACUACGGGGCAUUUCUGUCGAGAAGGAAGUCCUCAGCCAGUCCAUUGCCCAUCUGGAACCUACCAGGAUGAAGUACAACAAGACUAUUGUAAGACCUGCCCUGCUGGUCAUUACUGUGACAGUAAGGAUGACCUAAGCGACUUCACACCCUACCCAUGUCCAAAUGGGUACUACUGCCCUAAUGGAACGAGAUAUGCCACAGAGUUUGGCUGUCCAAACGGAACUCAUGGAAAUGGUACACAGCUCUUCCACCCUGAUCAGUGUGUCAAAUGUCCACCUGGAAAAUUCUGCUAUGGUAAGAUGGCAAAUGAAGGUAGUAUUAUGGCUAAUUGGCUUACGGCAUUUGAUUUCAGUCCUGAGUUCAGUUUCUCUGACCAAAUGGGAUUCUUAUUUGUUAUGUCGAUAUGUAUUAUUUGUUUCUGUCCUUACUUCUUGGCCGCAUUGAGUACGUCUGGGUCAUCAGUAUUUGUGUCAUAACAGUCAAUAUUUAAAAAGUCAAAUCAAAUAGAACACACCUUACUUCCAUGUCCUAGCCUCCAACCUCUAAUACACACUCCCUAAUUCUGUAAUGUAAUAUUACGUCAGUUUGAGGCGCUAAAACGUUAAUCAGUUUCGAGCCUCUAAUGAGCUCACCCUUGAUACUAGCGACCACGUUUAACGGGAAUUUUCUUCGUUUUAUUGAAAGAGUUAAUAUAAGUAAAAAGCUUCCUAAACAGAGCAAUUGAUUUGUAAUCCGUUCUUUUAAUUACUUAAUAUCUUCACAGGUUCAUCACCAACGUUUACUGGAGACUGCCAAGAAGGUUAUUACUGCCGACUUGGUUCACACACACCUACCCCGACCGAUGGUUCCACAGGUGAAGAAUGUCCUGAAGGCCAUUUCUGCAUAAGCGGCACUAUCGCUCCCGAGAGUUGCCCUCCUGGGACAUUUUCCAACUCUUUAGGACUCAGGAACAUUUAUGAAUGUACAAACUGCACACCCGGCUUGUUCUGUAAUGGAAGCGCACUUAUAGCGCCUAGUGGUGACUGCUGGCCGCGUUAUUUCUGCAGAGGAAGGGCAGAGCAUCCAGCCCCUCAAGAUGGCAUUACUGGAGGGAACUGUACCCCAGGACAUUAUUGUCCGGGAAAAACACCAGAACCUAUUCCAUGUGAGGUAUGUGAUGGUUGAGGCCUGAGAAUAGUGAACAUUUCUCUACACUUUUUAACUUAUCGCUAUACUCCUCUAUAUUUGUUAACCUAGGUUGAUUCUCAAUUUCCUGGGUCUUCCAGGGCUAGGAGAUAAAGGAAACUGUGAAUCAACCUUGGUUAAAAUAAAAUAAGUCUGAAAUCAAAUUUGACCUGUGUAACAUGGUCAUUAAUUAGUCUGCUUUUAUCAGUUGCUAAUGAAAUAUAUUUUUGGAUCUCGGCAAAUCUGUCGACUGUAAAGUGACUUUUCCUCCGCCCUCGUGGUUGCCUAGUCUCCCCCAAUCCCCCCUCCCUUGUCUCAACUAGUCAAACAAGUGCUCAGUGUAACAAUAUAUUCUGAUUACUUUAGGAUGGAACAUACAUGAAGGAUCCUCUUGCUGAUGCAUGUCUAGAUUGCCCUGCUGGGUUUUACUGUGUAAACGAUAAGAGUCAAGACCCAGAGCCAUGCCCUAAAGGAUUCUAUUGUCCAACAAAAACAGGCUUUGAUUGGAAGCCCUGCCCAAAGGGAACGUACGGAGAUGCAUCUGGAUUAUCAAAUGCGACAAGUAAGUACAUUAAGGCGUGUAGGAUGUCAGUGCACUAGAUAUUAUUUUUUACUAUGACGUUUCAGAAAAUUCAUUGCCAGUGAUUAUUUAGCGACUAUUCCUUAUACAGUCAACUGCCUUUAUAGCGGACACUCUAGAGACCUCGAGUUAGUGUCCUCAUUAGCGAGAUUCCGUAAUAGCGGGAGAUUAUUUCAGUCAAACGUCUUUAAUCUAUUGUUGCCAGGGAUCUAGCUGCUGUCCGUGUUAUCGGGGUGUGCGCAAGGCGAGAGUUGACCGUAAUUUUGUUUCCUGGAACAAUACGACUGAAUUUUUAGCAGAUUACCACAUUGCGACCUCUGACUAUAGGUUGUUAAUGAUAUGCACAGUAGAACCUGUGGACAAGUAAACAGUACAUAGUACGUCUAUAGGACUGGCUUGCCAGUCAAGGUUAAAUGAAAGUGCUGCUCAGAAUAUUCAAUUCAAUAUGUAAUUCAACGUAUUCACAUGAUGUUAAGGUAUUGUUCUGGGAUCUAUUUAAUAAAACUUUUACAAGUGUAGUUUACAAGUGUAGCCAUUCUUUUAGGCUCUGAAAACAAUAUCUACACUAGUAAAAGUUUAAUAAAAUUGACCCCUGAUCUACUUUUUGCAGGCUGUCGCCCUUGUGAUUCUGGUAAAUUUUGUGCACACGAGAAUGCAACUGCUGUUUCUGGAGAAUGUUUUGCUGGCUACUUCUGCCGUCGUGGUGCCGAUUCAGCAACACCUAAUGCAAGCUCAGAUUCUGGUCCUUGCCCAGAAGGCCAUUACUGCCCACUGGGCACAGGCGAACCCAAAAAUUGUCCACUUGGAACUUUCUCCAAUGUACAGUUCUUAGAAAAUGAAUAUCAGUGUCAAAAUUGCACAGAGGGAUUUUAUUGCGGAGAACUUGGACGAAGAAAUGUUUCUGGACCAUGCGACCCUGGCUUCUAUUGCCUCAAGGGAUCGAAGGUGCCUAACCCACCAAGCGUGACAGAGUCCGGAGGACCAUGCCCAGUGGGGCAUUACUGUCCAGCAGGAACCUCAUAUCCACUUGGUUGCGAAGCUGGUAGCUACAAUGACCGCACUGGCCAAGCAAACUGCACAUCUUGUUGUGCUGGGUUCUACUGUCCAUCCAACUCAACAGCAUGUGUUCUGGAGUGUCCAGUGGGACAUUAUUGUCCGGUGGGAACUGAGGCACCAUUUGAUAAUCCAUGCCCCAAGGGAUAUUUCAAUAAUGAGACAAGGCGGCAAAGCAUGAGGUAGCAGUUUAUUGUGUUUAAUUUAAGUUCUUAUUGCUCAACGAUUCUUGCUUAUAUUCGCAUUCUUUAUGUGCGUUUGACAAAUUGACACCAGUCACUAGACAUUUAAUGUGAAUUGAUUGCAAUUUCCUGAUACCUGUUACUAAUAAUGCAUUGAUGAUAAAAUCUUGAACAAAUUCGGAUUAUUGCUUGGGCUUCUGGUAGAAAAUUCUCUGUAUUAAGUAUUAGAGCUAGAGUAUGGUGAGAUUAUGGUUUAUUCAGGGUGGAGGACAAAUCCCGUGUGGUGCAUUUAGCGAGUUAUAAGGAGUUAAAGAUUUUAAAAACUUUGCUGUCAAAUACUUUUCUCUUGCAGUGGUUGUACACCAUGUCUGCCAGGCAAAUUCUGUGACAAAGCAGGCCUUGAAAAACCGAGUGGGGACUGUGCAGGGGGUUGGUACUGUGUACGGGGAGCGUGGUCUAAUAAACCAACUGAAGUGGGUGUCCUUGGUUACUGUAAUUCUUCAAGUGGAAUGGGAUGCUUCUGUCCCAAUACAACUACAGGAGGAGUCUGCCAGCCAGGGUUUUACUGUCCUAAUGGUUCUCGUGAGCCAACACCAUGUUUGAGAGGUAAUUUGUUGUAGGAGACAGUAAAGAGUUCAGGUCACAGUACGGUUUGGUCAUUACCUUGCAAACACCUAAUUAACUGCUAGUCAGAACCAUCCAGCCACUUUUGAUGUGUCUAUUUAACAUGGUGUCGUCCUUUAAAGAGUUACUUUUCCGCUCGUUUCCUAGCACCAAUUUAGAAAACAGAAAGUGUAGUCGAACAGUUUGUCCUUCAAGGAUGAUUUACGCUUCAACCACUGAUACUUAACCCCCAUCAGUACUUGACCUUUUUUUUUUCGCUCUUAGCAAAGGCUUAGAAAUAAACUGUUCUGUUCUGAAUCUUACUUCCAGGUCACUAUUGUGCUGUUGCUGAGCUGUCUAAUGUCACAGGUCCUUGUGACGCUGGCUACUUCUGCAAAGAGGGAGCCAGAUUUGCUGCUCCAACAGAUAAUGUUACCGGAGGCGUUUGCCCCAUGGGUCACUACUGUCCUGCUGGAACGUAUGACCCAGUUAAGUGUCCUGAGGGAACCUACUCAAAUUCUACUGCCAAUCAAAAUAUAAGUAGCUGUCUGGCCUGCAUGCCUGGGUAUUACUGUGGGGCGAGAGGUCUGGAGCAGCCAUCAGGACCAUGUGAUGCAGGCUACUACUGCCCAGGUGGGCAGAAGACAAAAACUCCACCAGAGUACACCUGUACCCCAGGACAUCAUUGUCCUGCUGGAAGUGCUUAUCAGGUGCCUUGUGAGAGCGGAAAAUACCAAGAUGAGUUCCAACAGGGAUCAUGCAAGACCUGCCCCGAAGGGUUUUACUGUGAUGGAACAAUUCUCAAUGCAACACAUUGUAGCCACGGCGUGCAAUUCCCAAGCCCAUGUAUCAAAGGUCAUUACUGCUUAAGUGGAACUAAAUUUGCACGUGAACACAAAUGUCCAGCAGGUAAGAGGUUAAGCUAUGAUUGAUGAUAAAAGUAAGAUUCAAAAACUUUGUGGUCUCGUCAAUGUUGAGCAGCUUCUUGUAACAGUACCUCCGAUUUCUGUGAAACCAAACAAACACUGAGAACGAGUAGAAGUGUACAGAAACGUUGAUUGUUGUGUUGUGAGCAGCCACACUGAAUGUAAGGAAAUGACGGAUAGCCUGCUAGUAAUAAAGUCAUGCCUCACACCCGCGAUACAAUAUCCAAGUGCGACAGUGAAACUUAACAGAUUAAGCUAAUGGUGUAUCUACUUUGGGAGGAAGCAUUGCAAUUAUCUUUUAACCUCAAGUUUUUUUAUUUUUAGCUCAUGUCAUUGAAACCAUAGUCUGGUUUUACCUAUUCUUGUCACUUACAGAGCCUUCGAAAAACUCAAAAGAAAUUAAUGUUUAAUGAAUGCUUCAUAUCUGAUAAAAACACGGCUAAACUUUACGUCUUUAAAAAACCCGAAUUCAUACAUUUUAGUGCAAGAAUGAGUUGAUCUUGAUCAGAAAUUUUGAAGCUGUUCGCAAAACUAGCAGUCGUGUAUCAUCAGGUUUUGAAAAAAUCUUGUUCCUCAUUCUUUCUUUUAGGGACAUUCAAUAACAAGACACAUGGUAAGAAUGUCAGUGAUUGUACCAGUUGUCCAGCCGGCAAAUAUUGUGCAGGGGAGGGAAAUGAAAUCUGGACAAAUGACUGUUCACCUGGGUUUCACUGUAUUGGCGGUGCUGACAAUGCCUCUCCUAAUGAUGGAACAACUGGUGUAAUUUGUCCUACUGGGUAAGGAUUUUAAUUGCGCGUUGGAACUAAGUUUAGGUGGAGGUACAGUCACUGCAGACUGCCUGGUCUGUCACUGCCAUACCUCACGGUUCGUACAGAGUCUUGAAUUCUUGAAGAAGUCUUUAAAUUUGCCCAGCAAUUUUUUCAGACCUGGAAGAGGUCUGGAAAAUAGAGGUCAAGUCUGAAAAAAUGGUAAAAAGUAUUGAGUAUUUUUUUAAAGCCCCAAUAAAUGCUUAAUAAUGUGAAUUUUUAUCGUUUUUGUCAAAUCUUGCUCAAUCUCGCCUGUACGUCUGUAGCACAUCAUGAGACAAAAUGGGACUUUCGUUCCUGCUCCAUUGAUCGCCUAUUUGAUAAACUUGAGUCUGGAAAAAGAAAAUAUUGUUUUGGAAAAUCUUGGAUAUUUGAACCAAAAAUCUUUAUGAACCGUUAUACCUAAAUAGGAAGGAACUGCAAGGAACUGCGUUAGAUUUUCUCUCUUUUCUUUCCUGCAGACAUUACUGCCCCGCUGGCACAACUGUCACUAUCCCCUGCAAGAAAGGUACAUACGGCCCCACAGAACAGCUAGGUUCCCAAGCAGAGUGCAAGGGUUGUGAUCCAGGAGAGUAUUGUGCUAUUGAUGGUCUCAACAAAACAACUGGGAAUUGUUCCUCAGGGUAUUUCUGCAAACAAAAUGCCUCUGUGAGUGAACCAACAGACGGUACUACUGGUAAGUACUGUAGCUGUUGUUGAGCAACAUUGGCCUUUAGUACUGUUUUUCAUGCGGAGCAAUCAAAGGAGCUCUUACUUUUUAAGCUAAUACAUUUUUCACGGUGGUCCGAACUACGUCUGCAAAUAAAAAAAUUGAGAUGUGACGUCUUGUAUCUUUUGAUUGAUCUUUUACAAUGUUGCAACGUAAUAGUUUUUUUUCCCUACCCAAUCUCAGUCCCACGUUGUUUGGGAAUUAGAAGGCUCAUAUCCCCAACAAAAUAACCUGGCAUGAGAGUUUGUGCUUCUAUAACAAACGGAACCUUUCAAAAUUUUCUUUCCAGGUGAUGUUUGCUGGAUUGGGCAUCAUUGUCCUGUUGGCACAGCCAGUCCUCUUCCUUGUUCUCCAGGAACGUACAUGAACCGCACGCAAGCUGCUGAGUGUUACACGUGUCCACCCGGGUACUAUUGUAUCAAUAGAGUUUAUCCAGCACCUUGUCCUGCAGGUAAGAACCCCCCCCCCCUCCCCCUUGAAAGUGAGUAAGAAAUAAGGAUAUGAGUCACAACUACAAAAAAUUGCGUUUUCUACACCCGCCAGGUAUGGACUAAUUGUAUUCUUCACUUAAUCUGCAUCUUUUGAAAUUUGCUCCAGCAACUAAGGAAACUGUUUCGUUGUUAGAUCCUCUCAAUGUCCUAGUUUUUUUGUAACCCAAAAAUCCUAAUUAAAUUUGAGCUGUCCGUUUAGAUUUGUUCUUCACGUCACGUAACGAUCUUGCUAAAAAUGGUUUUAACUACAUAUUUGAAGUACAGAUUUUGAUAAAGCCUCCCAGUGGAAGUCAACAGAAAAUAAGAGUAUCUUUCACUUGUUCUUUUUCAGGCUGGUACUGUCCACUUGGCACGGGACACGACUGGAGACCUUGUCCAAGAGGAACCUUCAGUCCAGUUGAGUUCCUUUCUAGAGAAGAACAAUGCAAGUUAUGUGAUCCAGGCCACUACUGUGCUCUCCUUAAUGCUACAGCAACCUCAGGACUUUGUGAUGCGGGAUUUUUCUGCCAUAAUGGUUCUGACCAACAACAACCAUCUGGCGGUAACAGAGGUGAUGCAGGAAUUUGUCCCACAGGAAGCUACUGUCCACAGGGUGACCCACUAGCCCCAAUAGCUUGUCCUGCUGGCUACUAUAAUAACAGAACCCAUGCAACGUCUUUUGCCGACUGUAAGAAAUGCCCCGGUGGGCAGUACUGCGAAGAAGAUGGUUUAACUUGGCCAAAUGGCCCUUGUGAUCCUGGCUACUACUGUAUUGAGAAAUCAGCCUCUCGAAAACCAAAUGUAUCAGACACUGGAGGUCCUUGCCCACCCGGCCACUUCUGUCCAGGUGGUUCUCAAUAUCCAAUUGCCUGCAAAGGUGGUGAGUACAAUUCUCGGUGGGCACAAAGUGAAUGCCUUGUUUGUCCUCCUGGUUAUUUCUGUCCGAAUGCUUCGACAAAUGUUACUGACUGCCCCCAAGGAUUCUACUGCCCCAACGGCUCAGCGUCAGCUAUUCCAUGUCCAAAAGGGUCUUACAAGAAUGUCACCUUGGGUGAUAAUGUCCUCGACUGCACAAUCUGUCCUCCUGGAGAAUAUUGUGAGUUUAGCGGCUUGCCUCAGCCAUCAGGUUUGUGUGCUGGUGGUUGGUUCUGUACUGGUGGGUCAUGGCAGAAGAGGCCUCUAAACACAAGCGACAUAGCAAAUGGUACCGCUGUCUGUCCACUGAUUGGUGAAAUUGGAGGAUUUUGUAAGAAAGGCAGCUUCUGUCCAGCAGGAUCUCAUGAACCAUUGCCUUGUACGCCAGGAUAUUACUGUUUGACUGACAAACUAGACAGUGAGUCUGGGGUCUGUGCAGCUGGUCACUAUUGCAAUGGUAGCACUAUUUAUAGUCAUCCUGUCAAUCAAACAACUGGAGAUAGGUGCCCAAAAGGUUACUACUGUCCUACAAAAAGCUCAUACCCAACAGCAUGCCCACCAGGAACUUAUGCUGACACUGAAUACAACCAGUUUAAGAACAAUUGUAAGCCCUGCAUUCCCGGUAUGUUCUGCCCAACGUUUGGACUUGAUUACCCCAGUGGAAAUUGUUCUGAGGGAUUCUACUGUCCAGCAGGAGAAACCCAGCAAAGUCCUCCAGACAAGGAAUGUCAACCUGGUCAUUAUUGCCCUGAGGGUAGCGGACUUCACAAUCCAUGCCCUGCUGGGACUUAUCAGCCAUACUCAAGGAAAGGUUUUUGCUACACCUGCCCAGCCGGAAGCUACUGUGAUCCAAAUGAAGCUAGACAAAACAUGUCAUGUGAAGGAAAUGGCUCUUGUGGAGUUAUUGCACCAUCUGAUUGCCCUGCAGGAUAUUUCUGCCCCAAUGGUACCAAAUGGGCCAAGCAGUAUCCAUGUCCUGUGGGAACCUUUGGUAAUGUGACGAAGCUUAUGGAAGAAGCACAAUGCACUCAAUGCACUAAAGGUUACUACUGUCAUAAGUCCGGAAUCACAGUUCCAACUGACCAGUGUCAUGCAGGAUAUUACUGUGUGGAGGGUGCAAGUGUACCAACACCCAAUGACACUUUGACAGGCGCCCCUUGUCCACCAGGUUCGUACUGUUUACAAGGGUCGCAUAAACCGCAACCAUGUCCAAUAGGCACCUAUGGCCCGACCCAGAAACUUCAAAGCUUAUCAGGCUGCAUGGCUUGCGAUGGAGGAAAGUUUUGUGAUUUUGAGGGCCUGGCUGCUCCCAAUGGCUCGUGUGACCCUGGAUUCUUCUGUCAGAUUCGCGCUAUCAGACCUAAUCCUGUUAACUCUUCUCAAGGCGGUGGCAUUUGUCCAACAGGACACUACUGUCCCAGAGAGACAACCACUCCAUUCAAAUGUCCACCUGGCACAUUUAACAAUGAGACUCAUGCAACUCAACCUUCGAACUGUAUACCAUGCACACCAGGGGAAUACUGUGAGGGUUAUGGUAACACCUAUCCUGAUGGACCUUGUGAUGAAGGCUGGUACUGUUCAAGGGGUGCAUAUUCCAAGAAACCACUUCUUAAUGUGAAUACGACCUUUAAUAACUCCAAUGACUUCACCUGUCCCAUAUACUCGGUGAACUUUACUGGAGGUAUUUGCCCUGUUGGGCACUUCUGUCCCCGAGGUUCUUCAGAACCAAAGAGUUGCCUCAGAGGCACGUACUGUGGCCAGACAGGACUUGCAAGUCCAGAAGGAAACUGUUCAGCUGGAUAUUAUUGCAAUGGCGGUGAUGUAGUUCCUAAUCCAAGAAACUGUACGGCUGGUUACUAUUGUCCUGUAGGAACAGAAACCGAGAGACCAUGCCCUGCUGGGACGUAUUCUCCAUAUGCAGGUAAAUCUAAGGUGGAAGACUGUUUGAACUGUACUGCAGGAUUCUACUGUCCCUUACAUGGAGCUACAGAGGUGCUGUUUCAGUGCCUACAAGGAUUUUACUGUCCAAGUGGAUCUACACACAAUGCCACUGUCAUAUGCCCAAGGGGAGCAAGCUGUCCCACUGGAAGCGGCCAACCACAGAACUGCAUUCCAGGAGAAUAUCAAGAUGAAGAGGGUCAAUAUCAGUGCAAAGAGUGCCCACCAGGAUAUUACUGUGACCCUUCUACAAAUCUUACAGGUGUUAUAUACCCAACCAAGUGCACAGCCGGUAAUUACUGCCCAGCUGGAACAAAAACAGAAAGACAAUUUCCAUGUCCUGCGGGCACUUACAGCAAUGACACAGGGCUUGAGAGGCGGUCAGAUUGCACACCAUGCCCACCCAAAGUGUUCUGUGGAUCAACUGGAUUGAGGAAGCCUACAGGACCUUGUAAUGCAGGUGUGUAAAACGUUAUUACUUAAGGUGAUGAAGGAGUCAGAGUUCUUUUGACUCCUAAACAUUGCAUACCCAAAGAUAGUAAUUGUGCAGUGAAGCAAUCACCAGUUUACCUUAAACGCUAGUCAUAUAUCUCUUAAAUUUUAAUAAUCUAAUGCUUUGUCAGGUCACUACUGUGUCAAUGGAUCUACAACUCCAACACCAACUGACGGCAAGACAGGCGAUGCAUGUAGACUGGGUGAAUACUGUCCUGAAGGGUCUUCAGAGGGAAUUGGAUGCCCCGCUGGUAUGAUUUCCUUUAUUCACUACAAGUUACUGGUACACUAACUUCUUGCAACAGUGAAUUAAGCGUUCCACGUCCUUACUUGAUCAGUGGCCGUCUGUAAAUUUCAGAAUGAAUGUAGCUUACUUUUAAGGUUGUAUAGAGACGUUUAGUGGUUUUCCCCCUGUUAGCAACGGUUUAGGGCACUAAAUCUAUAGAACCCAGUUUCGUACAGAACGGAAUUGCCACAUCGCAACCGACCUUAGUGAAUAGUGUUGUGUAUGAUACAUCUUACAAAAUUCCUAACUCUAUGCAAAUUGUCUAGUAGCUCCUUUCGUAGAUGGUGCUUAAUUUUUUUUGACGGUGUAUUGCUUCUUAUCAUUUUUGUAGGCACCUUUUACAACCUAACUGGGCUACAGAAUGUAUCAGGAUGCUUACCCUGUACAGCAGGGUAUUACUGUGAUGGAACAGGAAACAUAGUUCCAACCAAAAAGUGUCGUGAAGGCUUCUGGUGUAGAGGAGGUUCUCCGGAAGAAAUGCCUAUAGAUCAACCUUAUGGCACAGAUUGUCCAAAUGGCAGUUACUGUCCCACAGGUACGCCAUCUCCUGUGCAGUGCCCCAAAGGAACCUACCAGCCAAGUCGAGGCAAGGUGCGAGUAGAAGACUGUGUUGGUUGUGAUCCAGGAAAGUUCUGUGAUGAAACCGGUCUGUUUGCUGUAAGUGGUAAUUGCCUGCGUGGUUUCUUCUGUAUUGGUAAUGCUUCCAAGAGCAACCCUCAGGACAAGAUCACUGGAGACAUAUGUCCUAAAGGCAGCUUCUGUGUUGAAGGUUCUUUCAAACCACAGACGUGUUACAACGGAACGUACAUGAAUCACACAGGUUUGUUGUUACAUUGGUGUCAGAUGAAAGAUAUUACUCCUUAUUACCUCUCAGAAAUUAGCGACACAUUUUCUUGAAAAUGAGAUAUGCUUUGGAGGGCUGGACAAUCUGGAUGUUUUCUCUCCGACCCACCCCCAAACCAAAGGAAGUUGAUAUAUACAGACUGUACCAUAAAUUGCAAGAAAUGGUUGUUGAUGGCGAUUAACUGGUAGUUCACAAUCUUCUGUGUCCUUAGUUUAACAACAGUUGUGGUGGUUAGGCAGUCAUUCUAACAAAAAUAAUUCAAAACAAAAAUGUAGAUAUGAGAAAUGCAAUUUUCCACGCACCUUAAAGAGAUUCUGGGCAAUGUUAUUCUUAUUUUUUCUUUUAUGUAUGUAAUGAUUCUUUGAAUUAGGCUCAUGAAUGUCACAUUUUCUACGUUAGGUGCUUCUUCAUGCUACGUGUGCCCUGCAGGAUAUCAGUGCACUAAAGCUGUUCUUCCUGAUCCCUGCCCUGCUGGGUUCUACUGUCCGGAAGGGACUGGCUACGAUACUCAGCCCUGUCCUGUAGGUACUAUUGGCAACAGGACUGGCCUGGCAAAUGAGUCUGAGUGCACGCAGUGCCCAGGUGGAUUCUACUGUGAGACUAGUGGGCGUGCAACCGUGACUGGACUAUGUAAAAGUGGUUAGUAUUACAUUUGUAGUCACCUGACGCGCUAUCUAGGAGCACAGGGCCUAGUCUAGGUCAUAUAUGCAUCUGUCCUUACAUAGAAAUGUAUGUACAUUGUUUCUUCUCCAAUAAUUUUGGCUAAUUUUUAAAUUUGUCGCGUUUCCGUGUUGCGUGUACUUUAAGUAUAAUAAAUGAAUUCGGAAGACAACACACUAGUAACACAAGAACUAUAAGUAUGGUAAAAUCAAUUGUGAAGACACCAAGCAACACACUAGUGGCGCAAUAGUUAACCACAACAGAUCCUGAAACACAGUUACACACCAAACGAGUUAAUAGGCUGAUUUAGCAACAGAACGGGAACGUCAGUUGACGAGGGCGCGCGCAAAUCAAACAACUGUCUUGACCAAUGGCAGAGCGCAAAUUGAGCACCGGAAGGCGUGUUUAGUCCUUACCGCGCGCUUUCCCGUCGUCAAAUGACGUUUCCGUCCUGUUGCUAAAUCAGCCUACUGUCAAGAGGUGUCGAGUUUUCAUGUUUGGUUUGUUGUUUCUUGUAGGUUUCUACUGCACAUCUGGAGUGAAUGUAAGUGCUCCAGAUGUGCAUUACACUGGCAUUGGAGGGAUAUGCCCUGUAGGGCAUGAGUGUCCAGAAGGAAGCAGUACAUUCCAUGCAUGUGACCCUGGAUAUUACGCAGCUGUACCAGGAAUGGCUGCAUGUGACUUGUGUCCUGCAGGUAGGUUGUGUGGUCAUAAUCUUGUUCAUUGAUGCCAUCAUUACCAUCAGGUAUAAACUGGAGCAGCACUUUCCUUACCAUGACUAUCACCAUGGUAUUUCGAACGACAGGAAAACUAGAACACCAAGUGCCGAUAUUAAUGUCUGUGGCCUAACCAAUGUAGUCGACGACUAGUGUCCGUUUGUUUUGCCUUUAUGCAAUGUUCGAACCCCGUAAUAAACUCAGAGCAAAAGAGAAGAAAAUAUUUUUCAGAAAAAAAUAAUUGAUAGCAUAAUACAAAUUCAGCAUUUACUAGACGUCUUUCCUCUUAACUUUUAUUUCCAGGUAAAUACUGCAAUGGUACCACAGUCACCCCGGCGGCUUGUCCCAAGGGACACUUUUGUCCAAAUGGCACAGAAUUUGCCACACAGCAUCCUUGCAGACCAGGCACAUACAAUAAUGAAACUGACCAGACAUCAGAGUCGGCAUGUAAACUAUGUGACCCAGGAAAGUACUGCGAGGGAUAUGGACGGGUGUGGCCCAAUGGACUUUGUGAUGAGGGAUUCUUCUGCUCCGGUGGGUCUUGGUCUAAGCGACCUGGAGAUAUUGGUGCACCCAACUAUGAUAAUGCGACAAGCCCUGCAGACACCUGUUACACUGCAUUUGAAUGUGUUUGCCCAGCAUGGAACAAGACAACAGGUAAAUUCUGUUGUUGCAGCCAUAUUUUAACUUUAAGUGUUAGAAACUUGAUGACUCAUCCACAGACAUAAAAUUCCAAACACACAAACAGGCAAUGGUGAACCUUUACGUGCGUGGCGGCGGUUUGUAACUCAUCUGGUGCUAUUUCCAUCUUAAACUCAGCAGUUUUUAGUUUUUCCUUUAUACGUGAAAACAAGUUAUUUUGCGUCACGAUCAUCUGUUGUUUAAUUUUUUGUUGCAGGUGACAUUUGUCCCGCGGGCCACUAUUGUCCCCAGGGAUCUUAUCGUCCUCUUCCAUGUAAACUUGGUCAAUAUUGCCCACAUGCGGCCAUGACCACGCCCCAAGGAAAUUGUUCUGCAGGGUAUUACUGCAAUGACAGCUCUACUGUGCCCGACCAGUUUGACUGUCCAGUUGGACACUACUGUCCAUCAGGAACAGGUAUUCCGGUGCCUUGCCCUGCAGGUAAGUUCUCUAAUACCCCAAAGAACACAGAACUGCGGGAUUGUAGAGACUGUACUCCAGGCAGUUUUUGUGCAGGAACUGGGAAUUUUGCCGCGACCAACAAAUGUGCUCCACAGUAUUACUGUCCAGGUGGUCAAAGCACAGCAACACCAUCAGAAUAUCUAUGCACACCAGGUCACUUCUGCAAAGAGGGAACAGCUCAACCAGUGAGAUGCGAAAAUGGCACUUUCCAAAAUGAGCAAGGCAAGAGUUCUUGCAAGACGUGUCCAGAUGGUUAUUACUGCGAUGCUACCAAUUCUGCGGUUGUGAAUGCUACACUUUGUCCUAAAGGUUAUUACUGUCCUUCUGGCACUGGGAACUAUCGUGACUUCCCCUGCCCAGAACGUAAGUAUAAAAGAAAGAAGGGUAACCUGUAAGAAGUUAGACAGCCACAUAGUGUCGUUCCCACAGGUGUCCGUCUUAGAAUGAAUCGACUGUUAUUAUGAAGAAAGUUUCUAAAAGUUGUAUAGUCAACUCUCACUAAGACGGACACCUGGGAGCGGCACUGAGUGUCCGUCUAAGAGUUAUGUCUGUCUUAUAAAAAAUAAAGGACUAAAGGACGUAAAGAAAGGCAGAGACCAACUCUCGGUACAUGGUGUUCAUUAGGUAUCGGAGAACGGAGAAUUCUUCGUUUACUUCGCAGAAUUCUCGGUAUAACGCUCGUUAGCCUCUUUUUUUUAUUCAGACGUGGAGCCUCUUUCAAAAUAUUCUCCUGUAACAUUUAACCUUUCUCCUGCUAGUUGAAUUAUUAAUGAAACUCUGUAGGUGUCUGUUCUACUGAGGUGUUCGUUCAGGGAUUAGCGACUGUUCUAGAACUGAGAAUGCCAAACGCAUCAUAGUUUCUAUGGGAAACAAAAUCUUGUUAGUAUAUCUCACUGGGGCUCAAAUUUUUAUGCAGUAGAGAUGGUAGAAACCAUUUAUAAACCACGAUAACAUAAACCUUAAACAUCAGCAAAAUACUUUUAAUGUCUUCAGAGCGAAUUCCUUAUUUCAAAUUGUAGGUACGUAUAAUGACAGAUUAGGAUUGAUGGCCAUUGGAAACUGCACCGAUUGCCCACGAGGCAAGUACUGUGGAAGAGAAGGCUUGACAGAGCCAUCGGGAGAUUGUUAUGGCGGUCACUACUGUACUAAGAGAUCCAAAUCACCUGGACCAGAGAAAGACCUUCUGGCGAAGAAUUAUGCAGAUUAUGUUAGCUUCCCGUUCCCGUUCUUGAACGAUGCGUGUCCUCCAGGGCACUUCUGUCCCAACGGUUCUGACCCAGAACCUUGCCCUUCUGGUACAUUCCACAACGAAGGACGCAUCGCUAACAGAUCACAAUGUGUACCGUGUCCCAGAGGGAGAUACUGCAAUGGCUCUGGUACUCUGAAUGGCACUGCUCCACCUUGUGACGCUGGGUUCAUUUGCACAGGGGGAUCAAGCACGCCAACACCCACACAUCCAUCCAUGGGAUACAUUUGCCCAAGAGGCUUCUUCUGUCCUUCAGGUACCUUUAAAAUAGUCUGCUUUCUGAAGAGCAGCCAUAUCAGUUGGAUGGAACUGACUGUAUGAGAGAGUCUUAGAAAUGAGAUGAAAUUAGAAACCUCUUAGUCCCGUGUUAUGGUCUCUACAAUGCCAUCAGGGGAGGGGAUAUUUUAGGUUGAUUUAAAGGGUUGUUAUACAAAACAUACAGUUUUUUUUUCAUUAAUACCGUUUUGUCCUUUGCUUUGUCUUUGUACUUCUAGCUUCAUGAAAAAAGUCAUAAAGGCUGAUAUGUUAAGUGUAUUCUGUUUUUGCCAAUUUGUCGUGAAAAUGACCACUUAAUAAUCGGUGAUAAUUGAAUAGAUGUGAUGAAUCUUUUUGUACGUUCAACAGGAAACGUUACAGCCCUUAGUUGCCUACCAGGCACUUAUCAACCCAAUGAGGGGCAAGGAAGCUGUAUCUCAUGUGGUCCAGGCAAUAUGUGUCCAUAUCAGAACAUGUCGUCAGUCCAACCCUGUAAAGCCGGUUACUAUUGUCCGGAUGGAACACUGAAACCCUGCCCUCCUGGAACCUACGGCAAUCGCAGCGGACUGUCCACAGUUGAUAUGUGCACUGACUGUCCAGCUGGAUUUUUCUGCCAGGUAAGAAAUAUGCACAGUAUUGGUUGGUAUUGAACGUUAUUGGGCACAUCAAUUUUCAUUAGCUACUUUUGGCGCCGAUAGGUCUGUCUUGGUAACUCAGCGUAGCGCAAUUUGUAGUUGCGGAUGGAAGUAAGUCGCCUGGUGACCUAAGUUUGACAUGCUCCUUGCUAUUCUCAAGGACGUUAUGUUACUCUCAUGUUAAGUGGUAUAUAGUCGACAUAAAAGAUGUGUGAACAGUUGAGUUUAGCCAACAACUCAGCCUUCAACUAGUUAGAGUCAUCAUUUGCCAGGCAAAUUAAUCUAACAAUCAUCAUCAUCAUCCUUUCACGGGUUUAUAACGAACCAAUUCAACGACCUGCUCCCAAUAGGUUUGUUAGCUCAAUUGGUAGAGCGCUGCACUGGUAUCGCAGAGGUAGAGGGUUCGUAUCCCGUACAAGCCUGAAUCUUUUUGCAGGCUUUUUUUUUCGCAACUACAAAAGUUGCGUCUAUAACUGCGAUGAUAUACUUUCAUAUAAUCUUUCAAUUAUAGGAUUAUGCUCAAACUACACCCAAAGGUCCUUGCACUGCUGGUUGGUUCUGUGAAGGCAAAGCCAAUACUUCUACUCCCACUUCAAUACCUGAGUACCCCAAAAAUGGCCCAUGUCCCACAGGACACUACUGCCUACAGGGAACCCAAGCACCGGCUGGAUGCCCUCCAGGCACUUUCCGUAACAGCACGGGAGCUCGCUCUGAAGAUGAGUGUCUUGAUUGCACUCCUGGUUUUUACUGCAAAGGUUACAGUAAUUCCUUUGUAACUGGGCCUUGUGCAGAUGGUUAUUACUGUCCUCAAGGGUCCAGAGCCAAUGUGUCCAAGCCCUCCGAAUACUUGUGUCCUAAGGCGCAUAAGUGCCCCGAGGGAACCGCUGACCCGAUCGAAUGCGGUGCAGGUUUGUAGAUGUAUAUCGUUGCUGGGUUGACUUGUAACAUGUGACUAAGUUAUUGUUGACCUUAGGUAAAUUAGUUUACAGGAUAAGGCCACGCAAAUACAGGCAGUUUUAUCUUUUAUCCACUGGUCACGUCAUGAAAUGCUGCUAUAGCAACAUAAAAUUGCGGAAAAUUUGUAGAGCUAAUAGCAUGAUUUGUAGUGAUAUUUGGCAUAAAAUACCACGAGUGAUAUUUCAAAAUUGUUUAACGUAAUUUCACGAGCCGUUAGGCGAGUGAAAUUUGAGACAAUUUUGAAAUAUCAUCAGUGGUAUUUAUGCCAAAUAUCACUUCCAUAUCAUGCUAUUAUUUGUUUAUACUACUACCCGCAUAAGGUUUGUAAUUUUCACAUGUAGGUAUUUCAAAUUAAGAUGAAAAGAGCGGAAAUGAGAACAACAGAUUGCGUUCAUUUAAACAUGGAACUUAGUAGGCCCACUUCUUCUCUUAUUUAUCUUAUUAUAUUUCUCUCGAUUUUUUAUACAGUUUACGAAGGAAUCCAUCAGGAAAUUAAGGAAUUUUAAUUUUCAGUGGGCAAAAACCUUGUACCAGAAUAAUUUCAACAAUAUCGCAUUCUUUGACACAUUUUUCAGGGGCUACAGAUAUAAUUUGUUAUCUGGAAUAACAACAAAAACUAUUUCUCACGGGAGCCCGAGAAAAUAAAUGUCAAAUUUCACAAGAAGUGUGAAAACACAGGUAAAUUGCUGAAUAUUUCAUGUGUAAGAUGUCAAUUUUUGAAAUUUGACUUUUAUUUUCUCGGGCUCUCAUAAGAAAUUGUCUUUGGUGUUAUUACAGAUAACUAAUUACAUCUUUAGCCCUUGAAAAAUGCAAAAAAGAAUGCGAUAUUGGUUAAAUUACUCUGGUACAAGGAUUUUGUCCACUGAAAAUUAAAAUUACUCAAUUUCCUGAUGGAUUCCGUCUUUACACUUUUGUUACAGGUUACAACCAGAUUAAUAAAGGGCAAAAAGAUUGCGAUCCAUGCCCCGCCGGAUACUACUGUCCAAGCAAAACGUCAACUCCCAAAGCAUGCCCACCUAGACAAUUCUGUCCUGAGGCCACUACUGUACCACUUUUCUGCCCUAACGGCACUUACACACACGACAACAUGACUAAGUUAGCCAGUGCAGACGAAUGUCUGCCAUGUGUUACUGGCUCUUAUUGCCGGCUAGGUCAGAUUGUCGGACCGUGUCAUGGUGGGUACUACUGCAAGAGCAGAAGUCCGGACCCGAACCCCACUGGGGUGUGGAAUGCUGUUGACUCUAUCAUCAUCACUCCUUGUGUGAAUAACAGUACUGGUAAUUACAGUAGUGGGAAUUGUUCGAAUUGUCGAACAGGACGGUUCUGCUUACACGGUAUGUGCUCGUGUGCCCUGGGAUACAGUUAAAGGGGCUGUGUCACGGCAGUCCAGUUCAUUUUGUUUAAUUUUGCCAAUUACUCGCCCUCAAUCGCUAUGAAACUUAAAGUAAGCAAGAAAUUAAAUGUAAAUGACAAAGUCAGAGAUCCGAGACAAACUAAUAUGUCAAGCAACAAAGUUGCAAGCAGCACGAAUCAACUUUGAAAAACUGUUAGGCUGAACAGUUUUCAAAAAACCAUAAUUUCAAUCCGUUUCAAUCUUCUUCAGUUUUGCCCAUCCGUGGCAUCUGUUGUUUCUGUUGUGUUAUUUUAACUUUUCUUUAAGCGGUUAUUUUUAUGUUUCUCUUAAUUUAACGGGCAUUUUUUAAUUUCCUAAUUUGGCUGAAUUUCGUGACACAGCUUCUUUAAGUAGUAAUUAGGGAGGUUGAAGCAGAGGCGUCAACCGGAAGUGAGUUCGUUUCCCUUCUAAUAGAGACCUUUAGAUUCGAGGACGACUACGAGUACGAGAUUUGACAUGAAGUUUGUUCGCGUCUUCUCAAAAUAUAGACUUCCCGGAAAGCUUCAUUUUACCAUUUUUCACUAGAGAAGUUAGCAUUGUUAUCUUCAGUAAAGGAGGUUACGCGCUCUCCCGAUCGCAAAAUGAUAAAACUUCUAACAUUUGAUAUCUUGUUUUCGCCACCACGACAUUCGCGCGAAAACUCUUUGUAGAAUGACGACGGCUACCACGUUUUCCCGCCAAAAUGACGCUGGCUCAAACGCGUACACUACUUAGUAUUGAGAAAAUCUCGUACUCGUAGUCGUACUCGUCUUAGAAUCUAAAGGUCUCUAAUAUGCCUUGAUGCUACAGGAUUUGCAUUGCUUAGCGUCUGCUCUUAAAGAGACGAUUUACCAAAAAAUAAGGGUGAAAACACUGCCCAAGAAUGCAAAAAGCCAACUUCCGGCUCGCGUGCGUCACUCAAAAAAAUUCGCUGGUAUUGCAACCGUCUGCAGCCUUAAAAGAUGUUUUCUUCAUUCCGUUAAAGCUUAAAUCCUCUAGAAUGUCGAGAAGUCAAGGUGAAUUCGAAAAACACAGUGAUUUGUUCAAAAGUAUCAGUAUCAGUAUCAGUAUCAGUAUUUGUGACCUCAAAAAAGAACAAAGUGACGAACAUAUCAAACAAUAUGCUGAAUUAUUGUUCGUAUUAACAGGGUUGGACUGUAUAGAUAUACCCAGUUGUGGGUAGGGGCCUAUAACAGACAUGUUAGGCGUGAUUAUGCCGUAAGCUGUUGCUGUAGCUUCAUAAAUGGUUCCUCUUCUUGUUCCAUAGAAUACUGGUUUCCAGUGGAGGCCGGGCCUUGUCAGGAAGGGUAUUAUUGUCCUAAUGGAACACUUCUACCUAUCCCGUGUCCGGAUAACACAAUGAAGAAUUACACAGGUGGCUAAAGCUCGCUCUGAAGAUGAGUGUCUUGAUUGCACUCCUGGUUUUUACUGCAAAGGUUACAGUAAUUCCUUUGUAACUGGGCCUUGUGCAGAUGGUUAUUACUGUCCUCAAGGGUCCAGAGCCAAUGUGUCCAGGCCCUCCGAAUACUUGUGUCCUAAGGCGCAUAAGUGCCCCGAGGGAACCGCUGACCCAAUCGAAUGCGGUGCAGGUUUGUAGAUGUAUAUCGUUGCUGGGUUGACUUGUAACAUGUGGCUAAGUUAUUGUUGACCUUAGGUAAAUUAGUUUACAGGAUAAGGUCACGCAAAUGCAGGCAGUUUUAUCUUUAUCCACUGGUCACGUCAUGAAAUGCUGCUAUAGCAACAUAAAAUUGCGGAAAAUUUGUAGAGCUAAUAGCAUGAUUUGUAGUGAUAUUUGGCAUAAAUACCACGAGUGAUUUUUCAAAAUUGUUUAACGUAAUUUCACGAGCCGUUAGGCGAGUGAAAUUUGAGACAAUUUUGAAAUAUCACCAGUGGUAUUUAUGCCAAAUAUCACUUCCAUAUCAUGCUAUUAUUUGUUUAUACUACUACCCGCAAAAGGUUUGUAAUUUUCACAUGUAGGUAUUUCAAAUUAAGAUGAAAUACCACUGCUCUAAGCCAAUCAAAUUGCAGAAAUUUUUCCUGUUGUAGUAUAAUGAAAAAAAGAAUUAAAAAAAAGCAGAAAUGAGAACAACAGAUUGCGUUCAUUUAAACAUGGAACGUAGUAGGCCCACUUCUUCUCUUAUUUAUCUUAUUAUAUUUCUCUCGAUUUUUAUACAGUUUACAAAGGAAUCCAUCAGGAAAUUAAGGAAUUUUAAUUUUCAGUGGGCAAAAACCUUGUACCAGAAUAAUUUCAACAAUAUCGCAUUCUUUUACACAUUUUUCAGGGGCUACAGAUACAAUUUGGUAUCUGGAAUAACAACAAAAACUAUUUCUCACGGGAGCCCGAGAAAAUAAAUGUCAAAUUUCACAAGAAGUGUGAAAACACAGGUAAAUUGCUGAAUAUUUCAUGUGUAAGAUGUCAAUUUUUGAAAUCUGACAUUAACUUUCUUGGGCUCUCAUAAGAAAUUGUCUUUGGUGUUAUUACAGAUAACUAAUUACAUCUAUAGCCCUUGAAAAAUGCAAAAAAGAAUGCGAUAUUGGUUAAAUUACUCUAGUACAAGGUUUUUGUCCACUGAAAAUUAAAAUUACUCAAUUUCCUGAUGGAUUCCGUCUUUACACUUUUGUUACAGGUUACAACCAGAUUAAUAAAGGGCAAAAAGAUUGCGAUCCAUGCCCCGCCGGAUACUACUGUCCAAGCAAAACGUCAACUCCCAAAGCAUGCCCACCUAGACAAUUCUGUCCUGAGGCCACUACUGUACCACUUUUCUGCCCUAACGGCACUUACACACACGACAACAUGACUAAGUUAGCCAGUGCAGACGAAUGUCUGCCAUGUGUUACUGGCUCUUAUUGCCGGCUAGGUCAGAUUGUCGGACCGUGUCAUGGUGGGUACUACUGCAAGAGCAGAAGUCCGGACCCGAACCCCACUGGGGUGUGGAAUGCUGUUGACUCUAUCAUCAUCACUCCUUGUGUGAAUAACAGUACUGGUAAUUACAGUAGUGGGAAUUGUUCGAAUUGUCGAACAGGACGGUUCUGCUUACACGGUAUGUGCUCGUGUGCCCUGGGAUACAGUUAAAGGGGCUGUGUCACGGCAGUCCAGUUCAUUUUGUUUAAUUUUGCCAAUUACUCGCCCUCAAUCGCUAUGAAACUUAAAGUAAGCAAGAAAUUAAAUGUAAAUGACAAAGUCAGAGAUCCGAGACAAACUAAUAUGUCAAGCAACAAAGUUGCAAGCAGCACGAAUCAACUUUGAAAAACUGUUAGGCUGAACAGUUUUCAAAAAACCAUAAUUUCAAUCCGUUUCAAUCUUCUUCAGUUUUGCCCAUCCGUGGCAUCUGUUGUUUCUGUUGUGUUAUUUUAACUUUUCUUUAAGCGGUUAUUUUUAUGUUUCUCUUAAUUUAACGGGCAUUUUUUAAUUUCCUAAUUUGGCUGAAUUUCGUGACACAGCUUCUUUAAGUAGUAAUUAGGGAGGUUGAAGCAGAGGCGUCAACCGGAAGUGAGUUCGUUUCCCUUCUAAUAGAGACCUUUAGAUUCGAGGACGACUACGAGUACGAGAUUUGACAUGAAGUUUGUUCGCGUCUUCUCAAAAUAUAGACUUCCCGGAAAGCUUCAUUUUACCAUUUUUCACUAGAGAAGUUAGCAUUGUUAUCUUCAGUAAAGGAGGUUACGCGCUCUCCCGAUCGCAAAAUGAUAAAACUUCUAACAUUUGAUAUCUUGUUUUCGCCACCACGACAUUCGCGCGAAAACUCUUUGUAGAAUGACGACGGCUACCACGUUUUCCCGCCAAAAUGACGCUGGCUCAAACGCGUACACUACUUAGUAUUGAGAAAAUCUCGUACUCGUAGUCGUACUCGUCUUAGAAUCUAAAGGUCUCUAAUAUGCCUUGAUGCUACAGGAUUUGCAUUGCUUAGCGUCUGCUCUUAAAGAGACGAUUUACCAAAAAAUAAGGGUGAAAACACUGCCCAAGAAUGCAAAAAGCCAACUUCCGGCUCGCGUGCGUCACUCAAAAAAAUUCGCUGGUAUUGCAACCGUCUGCAGCCUUAAAAGAUGUUUUCUUCAUUCCGUUAAAGCUUAAAUCCUCUAGAAUGUCGAGAAGUCAAGGUGAAUUCGAAAAACACAGUGAUUUGUUCAAAAGUAUCAGUAUCAGUAUCAGUAUCAGUAUUUGUGACCUCAAAAAAGAACAAAGUGACGAACAUAUCAAACAAUAUGCUGAAUUAUUGUUCGUAUUAACAGGGUUGGACUGUAUAGAUAUACCCAGUUGUGGGUAGGGGCCUAUAACAGACAUGUUAGGCGUGAUUAUGCCGUAAGCUGUUGCUGUAGCUUCAUAAAUGGUUCCUCUUCUUGUUCCAUAGAAUACUGGUUUCCAGUGGAGGCCGGGCCUUGUCAGGAAGGGUAUUAUUGUCCUAAUGGAACACUUCUACCUAUCCCGUGUCCGGAUAACACAAUGAAGAAUUACACAGGUGGCUAUGGAAUAGUCAGCGAUUGUACUCCUUGCCUGGCUGGAAAAUUUUGCUUGAAUGGUAAUUGGCUUGUCAUUAAGGGUUAUAGUGUAUUGUCAUCAUCGUUAUCAUCAUCACCAUCAUCAUCAUCAUCAUCGUCAUCAUCACCAUCAUCAUCGUCAUCAUCAUCAUCAUCAUUUUUAUAACAACCAUAUUCAUUACUGUCGCCAUUAGCAUCAAUGAAAUUACCAAUGGCGUGGUCUUCACCAUUCGCCAUCAUAUCGUUCUUGUCGUUGUACGUGACACCGUCGUCAUGACAUCAUUAUUAUUAUCAUGCGUGAUCAUUGUAAAGAAUGAUAAAGAGUCUCAAGACUAUAAUUGUUACACUUUCCCAAGUAGCCGAAAUCCAUGUUGCAGCACCCUAGUGGGUCAUCACAAUGCAGUCGAACCCGUGACCAAAAAUGCAUACUGCAAACUAAGAGAUCAGACAAUUGGUCAAGUGGUCACCUACAAGAUUUUUUAAACAAUGGGAAAUUAUUACAGGGCUUUUAUUGGGAAAGUGCAGGUGUUUAGGUAGAUGGUGGCUUAUGGGAGGUGGUCGCUUACGAAAGGUGGUCGUACAUGGGGGAGGUUAGACUACAUUUGUAAUUGCUAUGACAUUUGUUUAUGCCAUUUUUAGGAACAUCGAAUGGUGUACCCUGCCCACCCGGAAAGUACUGCCCACGAGGACAAGCACCGAUUGACUGUCCUAUUCAUAGAUACCGAGACAUUCCGGGGGGUCAAGACCUGGACGACUGCUUCCCAUGCCCAGCAGGUCAUUGGUGCAAUCUCACUGGAAUGGUGAAUUAUAACAACAGCAAGUGUCCUAUCGGUCAUUUCUGUCCCAGUCAGCUGGGUCCCAGUCUCUGUGGUGCAGGGCGUCGCCGCUUGACACCAGGAGCCGGAAGUAGAAAUGAAUGCGACUUGUGUCCAGGUGGUCAUUAUUGUCCUCAUGAUACCAUUAAUGUGCAAGGGAUACCUUGUAGGAACAGAACCUAUUGUCCUCUUGGCUCUUCCCUUGAGACGCUUUGUCCUGGAGGUGCUUUUUGCCCUGGAGUAACAGAAGUACCAAAACCUUGCCCAGGUACGUAGAUAAACCACAAUACAGUGGACCUCAAAGACUGUCAAUUUUCAAGAAGAUUAACAUGAACAUUUCACUAUGUAAAGCUCUUUUAAAAAUAUUGGUAUCAUCACAAAUACUGCUAAAAAGGUCUUUUUCUAAAUUGUCACACUUAAGCAUAAGCUAUAACCACGUUGCACAGCAUAGUAAGUACCACAGGAAAGUACUGCUCAGUGGCUUUCAUCUGAAUGGUCACACUUUAGGAUUUCAUCCAAAGACUCAAAGUUGGAACCACCUUGUACAGCAUGAUAAACAGUACCACAGGAAAGUACUGCUCGGUAGCUUUCAUAUGAAUGGUCACACUUUUUUACAGUGGAUCUCGAAGACUGUCAAACGUAAAAAUUUCACUAUGUACAGCUCUUUUAAAAAUAUUGGUAUCAUUACAAAUACUGCUAAAUAUGUUUUUUCUAAAUGGUCAUAUUUAAGGCUUUCAUCCACAAAUUCAAAAGUUAUAAUCACCUUUUACAGUAUAAUGGACAUUACCACAGGGAAGCACUGCUUAGUUCAAUGGUCAGACCAGACAACUUCUUUCACAGGUGUAAAGGAUAAUAGUCGAAAGGUUGACUCUGUGAGCCGUGGGCGAACAGCAGUGGGGUUUUAUUAACCGUCUUUGUUAUUUGUAGGUGGUCAUUAUUGUACAAACGGAUCAGAGAUUCCCACCCUCUGUUACUACCCUGACUACUGUCCGCCAAACAGCACUGAAGAGCUCCCCUGUAAGCUGGGAUACAAAGCCUUGAACACUUCUGGUCUGCGAGACUCGCAUGAAAAACACUGUGAGGUCUGCCCGGCAGGAACCUACGGCAACGACCCGCAGCGUCGCUUCUGUGAUCAAUGUCCGGCCGGUUAUUUCUGUCCAGUGGGCACAAAAAGUCCCACCGCGAAUCCCUGUCCCGAGGGCUCAUAUUGUCCAGCGGGUGUUGGAGAGGCGCAGCCUUGUUCUCCUGGUUCCUAUGGUAACCGAUCUCUAGCGACGAAAGCUUCAGACUGCUAUCCCUGCCCGACAAACACGUUUAACCCUCUACCAAAUCAAAGGGCCUGUCUUCCAUGUGGUAGCUCCUCUUUGUCUGAAGAAGGCCAAGCAAGGUGUCAGUGCAUAGGACAAUCUCGGUCUUUUCAAGUAUCCGACGGUUCCUGUACGUGCAUUUUGCGAUAUGUGUUUGACGAUCCGUCCACCAAAGAGCGAGAAGAGGGAAAUAGUGACCUGGAUUGUCGGCCGUUGGUUUGUUAACUUUUUUGUUAUUAAAUUAUUGGUAAAAAGGGAAAGGCACUCCGUAACUUUUGGUUAUUACUAGUUAUCGAACUAAAUAUUUCGUUUUCGUAUUUUUAGGAUGCAGACCGGUGUGGGACUGGUGAGGUUUACCGCGCUUCUGACUGGCAGUGUGUCGAUCCGGAGACGGAGAGUGUAGCAUGCGACAACAAAUGUAAAGAAGAAGGCGAAACGGGGGGUGCAUUCAGCCCCGAUGAAGGAAUCUGUAUCUGUAAACACACAACUGAAUGUAACAACACUUGUGAGAGGACAAGAGUUAAAUGUUACAUUCAACGGAGUACUGACGGGGUCUUAUCAAUGAAUUGUACUGACAAUAAUGGCGACUCUGCAACUUUCAACAUCACAUCGGAAUUGGGUAUUGGAGACCAUGAUAACGAGUUACACUCCGCUGAGUUCAUCUUCACCGAUUCUCUUAACAAAAUGUCGGCUUUCGCUCCGGGAGAGCUUUCACAAGUCCAGAGUGUUGUUGAGCCCAACUCGCAGUCCGCUCGCAGAAGACGUCGCGCCUUGGGGGAUAACUCGACAAGCACACCCUCUCCGGUAGGACGUACCAUCGCCAAUCCAAUCAUCUGCCUGACUUAUGGCAAAGCGCUAAUAUUCAAGGUUGAAAUCAACCCGAUAAACCGUAGCCUUAGCCACUACCCGCGAUAUCGCAAGAAUCAUUUGAUGAACACAAAUGGCGAGUUUGAUUAUGGUAUGAAUCGAAAUAAUUGUUUAUUUUGGUGAAAAUGACUUGUAUAGAGACCAGACAAAGGUGACUUAACUUGAAAAAUAAUAUGUCAAGCACGUUAUUAUUUGGUAUUUAAUCCCACCAAUUGUCUGGAUAUCCAGUGAAAUACUGUGCCAACCAUAAAGGCUUCGUCCAAACGUAUCCCGAUAUUUUUGUAAACGGAAAUUUUUUAUUUCGUGUUAAAAAAGAAUACGCGUCCACACGUAGCGUAUUCGAAUCGUUUUCGCCCGUGAACAUGAAAACGCUAAAACGAUAGAAAUACGGUAGUGACUUUUACAGGACAUGCGCUGUAUAAUGUAUGACGUCAUCGUAUUCCAAAACCUCCGUUUUCGUCCGUCCACAAAAAAAACGCGAUAAGCCGGCGUUUUUAAAAAAUUCAACUCUGCGGACACUUUUCCUAAACAUGUGUUUUUGGUAUCCGAGAGCGCCGUUUACGUGUGGACGGAAAGUUGAAACGGAAAAAAGAGUCCGUCUCCGUAUGAAGAAGUAUCGGCAUACGUGUGGACGGGACCUCAACAUGGUUUCUCAAAUGGUCUUUAGGACCUUACGAUCAUUAAGAUCUAUCCUUACAGACAACCCACCCAGCCCAGGAAAGGUUGGCUACACCACCGGGGUCUACGUCCGCAGCGCUUUUCGAACGAUGGUGUGGGUUCUUUUAUGUGCGACAAGAAACAGAUAUUUGAAAGUGCUGUGAGAAGGGACCUACAUGUACGGUUUUCGUCCUUAUCCGCCGAGAAGACUAGAAAGUCUGCAGAUGUUAUUACAAAGGCAGCACUUUCUUCUCAGUUAUUUAAAUAAGAAAGUUUUGGUCCGGCCAGGGUUUGAAUCCGCAACAGACAGGCGCUCUCUCAACUGAGCUAACCGGGUGGUGGUUAGAUUUUCUCUUCUUUGUUACUUCUCGAGUUUGAGACAUGUUCCCGUCCUCUGUACAGGUAACUUCAGACAGCUCCACUCGCUGGUGCAGGAAUCCAACAAUAGUCUCUCGUACUUUAUGCACGUGUUUACGCAAAAUGGAACUUUUGUGUUCUACGAUAACGCCGAGCCGUUCCGAGAGACGUUCGUCACAGUGAAGGAGCAAGGCAGCAGCUGCCCAGACACCAUUCUGUCGCCCAUAACUGAGGGCGUUUUAGUCGAACUUGGAGUCAGCAAUAAGGAGGUAAGGACGUAAACAUUACCACACGAAAGUACUUCUCAGUAGCUUUUAUUUAAAUGGUAACACCAUAGGAUUUCAUUAGGACUCCAUCCACAGACUCAUAAGUUACAACUUAAUUGACUCCAUAAGUGUAGUUGUUUAAAGGGUCAGUUAUGAAGAAACACGGUAUAGUUGAAACAUUAGAGAGAUUAAGAGUCACGUUUACAGCAAACGGCAAACGUCAGAUUCAAGUUAAGAAUUUCUCAGAAUAAAAAAUUAGGAGAUAAAAACUGUCCAGAACAAUUCUUAUAGAUAAAACUGGCGUGAAACUACUAAUUUUUGGGUAGAAGUAAUUAACAGUAAACGACAAUUAAGGGGAAAACUGAUCACGUGGUACAAAUUCACGUUUGCCAUAAUAAACAGUACCACAGGAGUGUACUGCUUAGUAGCUUUCAUUUGAAUAGUAACACUACAGGAUUUAGUCCACGGACUCCAAAAGUUACGACUUAAUUGACGACAGGAGUAAAGGGUUAAAUUGAACGAAAGUGACGUUUUAUUAAAUGUAGUUUUGUUUUCUUUAUUGUUUAAUUUUUAGCCUCAGAACCUGAAGCCGAAUUGGGGUGUGAUCUGGGGCAUGACAAUCUUCAUGUUGGUCGUUAUUAUCAUGCUUGUUAUCGCUGUCAUUAUCUGGCGCCCCAAGAGCAUUGGACGCUACCCCAUCCGAACACUCAGGCCCAAAUACAAAGCUCUUGGAGCGCCCAUACCAGUUGUGCCCAUUCCAGGUUUGUUAAGUAAAGAUAGGGGCGGAUCCAGGAUUUUUCUUAGGACGAGGUACACUGCUAAGGAAUGACGUAACUGACUGGUGACGUAAAUAAAUGUUAAGAGCGAAUACGAAGAAGAAGGCUUUUGACUAGGCAAUAACAUUACGUGAACUGCUGAGUAACAUAAUGUGAACUGCUGAGAAUGCUUUACAUAUCUGCAUAUUUUGCAGAAUACCAGUUGGAUUCAAAACCCGCAGGUCAUCUCGCCCCCCGCCCCCUCCCCCUAGAUCCGUCCCUGAAAGAUAAAUAUAGAUUGUCCAUGUAACUCCCAAAAUUGGGAAAAUUCGGUCGUCGAGGAAAUUCAGAAUUAAAUUCUUGAAAAAUACUUCCAACGAAUAGCACCAAGUGAAAGUAUUGCUGAAGAGAUUUUUGUCCACAAACCCAACAGUUAGAACCAGAUUGUAAAGCAUGAUAGACACUACCAUAGGAGAAAACUACUCAUUUGCUUUUAUUCAACUAGUCCCAAUGUAAGAUUUUAUCAAAAGGCUCUCGUUAAUUUCAUUAUGAAACCAUCUAUCAUGUUAACAACCCCCAAUGCUUACUGACCUACCCUAACCUUAUUGUAAUUCGCCAUAAUAGUCUAAAGUUGCCUAAACUUCCUUUGACUUUCAUUGUAAACGUUAUCUUAUUGUACAUCAGGAAUUGAUGACCAUGUCUACGACCUGGGCCCUCGGGGAGCCCCCGAGGGGGCCUCAUUUGACUCCCCGAAUGUUCGUUUUGAGCUUGAAAACUUCAACGUCCGCACGCUAUACGACAAACUGGAGGAUCAGACUCUCCAUGUAUCGUCCCAGCUGGCACGUCAUCAGGCGGACCUGAGAGCGUUACGAACUAAAUAUUUCGUUUUCGUAUUUUUAGGAUGCAGACCGGUGUGGGACUGGUGAGGUUUACCGCGCUUCUGACUGGCAGUGUGUCGAUCCGGAGACGGAGAGUGUAGCAUGCGACAACAAAUGUAAAGAAGAAGGCGAAACGGGGGGUGCAUUCAGCCCCGAUGAAGGAAUCUGUAUCUGUAAACACACAACUGAAUGUAACAACACUUGUGAGAGGACAAGAGUUAAAUGUUACAUUCAACGGAAUACUGACGGGGUCUUAUCAAUGAAUUGUACUGACAAUAAUGGCGACUCUGCAACUUUCAACAUCACAUCGGAAUUGGGUAUUGGAGACCAUGAUAACGAGUUACACUCCGCUGAGUUCAUCUUCACCGAUUCUCUUAACAAAAUGUCGGCUUUCGCUCCGGGAGAGCUUUCACAAGUCCAGAGUGUUGUUGAGCCCAACUCGCAGUCCGCUCGCAGAAGACGUCGCGCCUUGGGGGAUAACUCGACAAGCACACCCUCUCCUGUAGGAAGUACCAUCGCCAAUCCAAUCAUCUGCCUGACUUAUGGCAAAGCGCUAAUAUUCAAGGUUGAAAUCAACCCGAUAAACCGCAGCCUUAGCCACUACCCGCGAUAUCGCAAGAAUCAUUUGAUGAACACAAAUGGCGAGUUUGAUUAUGGUAUGAAUCGAAAUAAUUGUUUAUUUUGGUGAAAAUGACUUGUAUAGAGACCAGACAAAGGUGACUUAACUUGAAAAAUAAUAUGUCAAGCACGUUAUUAUUUGGUAUUUAAUCCCACCAAUUGUCUGGAUAUCCAGUGAAAUACUGUGCCAACCAUAAAGGCUUCGUCCAAACGUAUCCGGAUAUUUUUGUAAACGGAAAUUUUUUAUUUCGUUUAAGAAAAAAAAUACGCGUCCACACGUAGCGUAUUAGAAUCGUUUUCGCCCGUGAACAUGAAAACGCUAAAACCAAGAAAUACGGUAGUGUCUUUUACAGGACAUGCGCUGUAUAAUGUAUGACGUCAUCGUAUUCCAAAACCUCAGUUUUCGUCCGUCCACAAAAAAAAAGCGAUAAGCCGGCGUUUUUAAAAAAUUCAACUCUGCGGACACUUCUCCUAAACAUGUGUUUUUGGUAUCCGAGAACGCCGUUUACGUGUGGACGGAAAGUUGAAACGGAAAAAAGAGUCCGUCUCCGUAUGAAGAAGUAUCGGCAUACGUGUGGACGGGACCUCAACAUGGUUUCUCAAAUGGUCUUUAGGACCUUACGAUCAUUAAGAUCUAUCCUUACAGACAACCCACCCAGCCCAGGAAAGGUUGGCUACACCACCGGGGUCUACGUCCGCAGCGCUUUUCGAACGAUGGUGUGGGUUCUUUUAUGUGCGACAAGAAACAGAUAUUUGAAAGUGCUGUGAGAAGGGACCUACAUGUACGGUUUUCGUCCUUAUCCGCCGAGAAGACUAGAAAGUCUGCAGAUGUUAUUACAAAGGCAGCACUUUCUUCUCAGUUAUUUAAAUAAGAAAGUUUUGGUCCGGCCAGGGUUUGAAUCCGCAACAGACAGGCGCUCUCUCAACUGAGCUAACCGGGUGGUGGUUAGAUUUUCUCUUCUUUGUUACUUCUCGAGUUUGAGACAUGUUCCCGUCCUCUGUACAGGUAACUUCAGACAGCUCCACUCGCUGGUACAGGAAUCCAACAAUAGUCUCUCGUACUUUAUGCACGUGUUUACGCAAAAUGGAACUUUUGUGUUCUACGAUAACGCCGAGCCGUUCCGAGAGACGUUUGUCACAGUGAAGGAGCAAGGCAGCAGCUGCCCAGACACCAUUCUGUCGCCCAUAACUGAAGGCGUUUUAGUCGAACUUGGAGUCAGCAAUAAAGAGGUAAGGACGUAAACAUUACCACACGAAAGUACUUCUCAGUAGCUUUUAUUUAAAUGGUAACACCAUAGGAUUUCAUUAGGAUUCCAUACACGGACUCAUAAGUUACAACUUAAUUGACUCCAUAAGUGUAGUUGUUUAAAGGGUCAGUUAUGAAGAAACACGGUAUAGUUGAAACAUUAGAGAGAUUAAGAGUCACGUUUACAGCAAACGGCAAACGUCAGAUUCAAGUUAAGAAUUUCUCAGAAUAAAAAAUUAGGAGAUAAAAACUGUCCAGAACAAUUCUUAUAGAUAAAACUGGCGUGAAACUACUAAUUUUUGGGUAGAAGUAAUUAACAGUAAACGACAAUUAAGGGGAAAACUGAUCACGUGGUACAAAUUCACGUUUGCCAUAAUAAACAGUACCACAGGAGUGUACUGCUUAGUAGCUUUCAUUUGAAUAGUAACACUACAGGAUUUAGUCCACGGACUCCAAAAGUUACGACUUAAUUGACGACAGGAGUAAAGGGUUAAAUUGAACGAAAGUGACGUUUUAUUAAAUGUAGUUUUGUUUUCUUUAUUGUUUAAUUUUUAGCCUCAGAACCUGAAGCCGAAUUGGGGUGUGAUCUGGGGCAUGACAAUCUUCAUGUUGGUCGUUAUUAUCAUGCUUGUUAUCGCUGUCAUUAUCUGGCGCCCCAAGAGCAUUGGACGCUACCCCAUCCGAACACUCAGGCCCAAAUACAAAGCUCUUGGAGCGCCCAUACCAGUUGUGCCCAUUCCAGGUUUGUUAAGUAAAGAUAGGGGCGGAUCCAGGAUUUUUCUUAGGACGAGGUACACUGCUAAGGAAUGACGUAACUGACUGGUGACGUAAAUAAAUGUUAAGAGCGAAUACGAAGAAGAAGGCUUUUGACUAGGCAGUAACAUAAUGUGAACUGCUGAGAAUGCGUUACAUAUAACAUAAUGUGAACUGCUGAGAAUGCGUUACAUAUCAGCAUAUUUUGCAGAAUACCAGUUGUAUUCAAAACCCCCAGGUCAUCUCGCCCCCCCCCCCACCCCCUCCCCCUAGAUCCGUCCCUAAAAGAUAAAUAUAGAUGGUCCAUGUAACGCACAAAAUUGGGAAAAUUCGGUCGUCGAGGAAAUUCAGAAUUAAAUUCUUGAAAAAUACUUACAACGAAUAGCACCAUGUGAAAGUAUUGCUGAAGAGAUUUUUAUCCGCAAACCCAACAGUUAGAACCAGAUUGUAAAGCAUAAUAGACACUACCAUAGGAGAAAACUACUCAUUUGCUUUCAUUCAGCUAAAGGCUGUCACUAAUUUCAUUAUGAAACCAUCUAUCACGUUAACAACCCCCAAUGCUUACUGACUUACCCUAACUUUAUUGUAAUUCGCUAUAAUAAUAGUCUAAAGUUGCUUAAACUUCCUUUGACUCUCAUUGUAAACGUUCUCCUUUUGGACACCAGGAAUUGAUGACCAUGUCUACGACCUGGGCCCUCGGGGAGCCCCCGAGGGGGCUUCAUUUGACUCCCCGAAUGUUCGUUUUGAGCUUGAAAACUUCAACGUCCGCACGCUAUACGACAAACUGGAGGAUCAGACUCUCCAUGUAUCGUCCCAGCUGGCACGUCAUCAGGCGGACCUGAGAGCGUUUUAUGAUCGGAUUAGUCAACAAGCUGAGAAGCUCAAAGGAAUGUUGGAUAGCAUGGACGUGUCUGCUCUUAUUAAAGCGACUAAAGAGGCUGGAGCAGCCAGAGCUGGCCGGGUAUGUCGAGCACUGAAAUUUUUCUAAUUAAGAUGAAAUGAAUAAAGAAAGAAAGAAAGGUGAUGUUCUUCGCCAACCAUUCUGGAUUGAAUUGGAAUUUGGAAGAGGGGUAAAACUCUUCAUUACAAGAGCGAGAACCAACAACACACUCAACUCAAUUCUGGUAUCAUCUCCAGUAAGAUCCUCACCUGUGAGUCAACUAACCCCCACCCCUCCCCUCCCAAAGAGGAUCAAAUUAAACAAUUUAUGGCAUAUACAACAUGGAGAGAACAAUGUUUAAAAUGUGUAUUUUGAUAUUAGGGGUUAAAGAUUAAGUGGACUGUUUCACCGUUUGUUUCGAAAAAUCAUGAUGAUGAUGAUGACGACUGUAACGACAGUAGUGAUAGAAAUGUACAUUACCACGUGCGAUGAUCUCAUCACAAAUAACCAAAAAUACGCUUGAUAACAUCUAUUGGGGGUAGUCAAGUUGGAGAGCGCCAGACUGGUUUAAGCAGAAGCGAGUACUGAAGAAUCUUUCCUUUACCUUGUACUUCAACCACCACAAUUGUUUGCGUUUAUGGCAUUAUGCAAACGAUCAAUUGGUAAUUUAAAGUUGCCCUCUAAUAGUUGGAGAAGUUAGUAUGGAAGUUUUUUGAGGCACUUAGGAAACAUACAAUGUCAAAGAGAUCGCAAAAUAACUUUUAAUCUCUGUACUUUCAUUGAAGGAAUCUCCUCAGGAACACCAUGUGAACGGUGUAAGAAGUGAAGGAGGAAAGAUAUACGGGCUGACUGCAGGGGGUCAAGUAAGAGAGCAGGAACUCAUGGCAAGUCUACAGAUGUUACUGGAGAAAGUAGAGAAAGGACAGUUUGCUACUGGACCAGGUAAUGUAUAAUCACGUGGUGGAGAGAUAGACUGACGAACUUCCUGAACGAUACACUGAUGGUCAAAGGAAAUUAAGAAAGGAAUGGGUGAAAGGUUGAGAGAAGUCCUGACUGACUGACUGACUGAUCAUGACUGACUGACUGCAUGUAUGACACCAUGUGAGUGGGUGGUGUAGGAGGUGGGGGUUGGAAAGAGGUACGGUAUGACCGCAGGGGGACAAGUCAGAGAACAAGAACUCAUGGCGGGUCUACAGAUGUUACUGGAGAAAGUAAACAUAGGACAGUUUGCUACUGAACCAGAUAAUGAGUAAUGAAGUGAUGGAAAGGUGACGAGGGCCGAGGGAAGUAAGGAAGAAAUGGGAGGCAGAUUGAAAACAAGACUUACUGAGUGACUGUCUUACUGACUGACUGACUGACUGACUGACUGACUGACUGACUGACUGACUGACUGACUGACUGACUGACUGCAUGUAUGACUUUGACAGGCUAAAUUACUGAGUGAGCGACUGACUAACUGCAUGCAUGCAUGAGUGUCUGACUGGCUGCGUGUAACACUGAAUGAUUGUCUUGACGACUGUCUAACUGCAUGUAUGACUGACUCUAUCUACCUAGUUGAUAGAACUGAUGUUGUUUGUGGCUAAUUGGCUGGUUGGCCGGCUGCCGGACGGACUAAGACAUGCCUUGCUAGCAAAGCUGUUUACUUUUUCUUCCAAAAGUAUUGCGAUUCUCACGUUUUUUUUUCUUGCAGCAAUGGUUUCAGGUACAAACAUUACCCUUCCAAGCUCUGGUAUGGUGGUAGUGGGCGGAAGUGGUGGUGCCUCCACUACUACGGUCUAUCCGCCAACCGCUGGUCAAACUGUAACGGAAGUACAUGCAGGCGAGGCUCCCGGCGUGCAUUGGCAGGUUCAAGGAACAAGUGACGUCAGCGAGUUCUUACGCAGAAUGAACGCAGAGCGCAUGCACCUUGAGCAGCAGGUUGGGCGAGACGAGGAAACCGCUGUACACAAACUUCUUAAGGAACAGGUGAGGCUCAGAAACAGAGAACAGAUUUAAUAAAAAUUUGGUAACUAUGACAAGUAGAAUGCAAAGUUAAAGAAUUCUUAAUAAAAGUCAAUAAAAACGAUCCCUGCCACUUGAACGUAUUAUACCUAGCCUUAGGUUAAGUAUUUGUUGGCUUAUAUGUUUUUUUUAAAAGAAAGCUGAUAAUUCUCACGUUUUUUAAUUAAAAGGAAGAGAAACGUGCCGCGGAGAUGACGAAACUGGCUGAGAAAUUAGCGGACAAACUUUCGGGCGAUUUGAGUGAAGAUGAAAUGAAGGCGAUAAUGGAUGAUCACGACCGACAAGUUGCGCAGUUGGAAGGCGUCUUAGCGGCGGAGAAAGACAAACAACUGGCAGCACUGAGAGAAAAACUAAGAAGAAGAAGAGAAGAGAAAGAAGCCGCCCUGCUCAGAAAACAGAAAGAAGAGGUAAAGAAAUACAACAUUGACGAUAACGACAUGUUUAAAUGUCGUUUAAAACCACCAGUGUAACGAAAAACGAGCUUGCUGGGAAUCAAUUUUUCAAGUAAAAAAAAAACUUGAUAAAUUUUUUUAAAUUUAGAUUUUAAUUUAGACAACAGAAAAGAUAGAGAUAUAGUCUUCUUGAAGUAGAAUUUCCCCAGGCAAACUGUAAAUCUUAGACACAUUCAUCCAGGUUAAGGCAGAAGAUGUGUCGCUUUAUUGCUUGAAAUUAAGAUUUUUUAUAGAAAACUUCGGUGCCACCCGUUAUUAUUUCUUGAAUUGUAUUCCCUAGGGUCAGUUGUUACCCAAGCUACGUACGUGAAAUUACAACCCGCUGCAGGUUUUAUAGGGAGACUCAAUUUUUGUCGUAUUUCGUUUUCACCUGUGCAUUUCCUCUGUUUUUUUUUCUUCAAGGCUGAGAAGUCCAAUAUUCGUCUCGAUGACGUACCUCCGCUGGCCAGUAUAGACACAAUACUGAAGACUCAAGAAAGCGUUCAAGAUGUCAUCGUUAAGGAAGAAUCAAUUGGACAGGCCAAAGCAGAAGAGCAGCUAUCCAAUGAGCAAGCAGACACAUACCAGCGACAGAUGGGAGACAAGUUCUGUGCUAUGGUGGUAAGAACAACAUUAUUGGAAAGUGUGUCCAUGCAAUAUAAUAAUGAUAAUAAUAAUAAUGAAUGAAUGAUAAAAAAAGACUCAUUUCAAUUAAAAACAAUUCAUGUCGAUUAAAAUGAAAUAAAAAUAUUAAAAAGAUCCUAAAGUACCAAUUUACAAGCCCACGCCACCAUAAACCCUCUAAAAUGAUGAUGAUGAUGAUGAUGAUGAUGAUGAUGAUGAUGAUGAUGAUAAUAAUGAUAAUAAUAAUAAUUUCACAGGAAAGUAGGGCUCAGUUACUUUCUUUUGCAAUUAAGGAUUUCAUCCACAGACUCAAACGUCACAAGCACCUUGUACAACUUAAUAAACAACACCACUUUGUAGCUUUCAUUUGCGUGGUCACACUUAAGGUUUUCAUCCACAGAAAUAGUGGCACGGGAAAGUACUGCUAUGUAUCUUUCAUUUGAACAGACACACUCAAGGUUUUUAUCAACAUAUUAGAAGUAAAGAGGCACCUUAACAGCUUUCAAAUAAAAACAGCUAGCACCCAAAAUAUAUUAAUCAAUUCAGUAUUUACUUAAAUAACAGAGAAUAGAUUACCCACGAGAUACAAAGAAAUACCUUUCAUUUUCUAGGAUGACCUUGUUACAUCCGGGUCUUUGUACGCUGAUCAAGCAGAGCAAAUUAAGCGAGAGCAAAUGGAAUUGGAGGAAAAGAUGUCACGUGAGCUCGCCCAGCAACGCGCCCAACAGACAGCGCUGCUCAAGGAAAAACUUGCGCAGAGGAGAAAAGAAAGAAUGAAAAAACUUAGAAAACAACAGGAACUGGAAAAGGCCAAGGUUAGUUUUAUCUUUUUAUUGUUCCUGGCGGCAAUAGAUUUUAUUGGAACGUCUUGUUGAAAGGUCUUAUGGUACAAUCUUUCAACUUGAUUUUCCUUUAUGUUAAACGAGCCUUAUGUGUACUUGUGGAAUCAAAUUACACCUGUCAAUCAGACACUAAAACAUUUGAAUGGAACUGGACGCCUGUACGGCGUACUAUAGUAGAUUUUAAGCAGUUCAUUUAAUACAGUUACAGUUCAUUCAGCUGUCUCAUAUUGAAGGCUCCAGCAUAGAACUCGACUGUCCCAGCUGCGUUGGCACAACGUUCAAAAUAGAUUUUUCAAAUUAUUCCAAAGUUCUAACAACAGUAGUUUUCUUGUAUAUUUAUUUACGUUAAUUAGCCCUCUCUACCUCGACCGUCUGUCCGCAGAAUUCAAAAGGCCUUUUACCUCGAAACGAGGCGUUGAGGACCAAUUAUCAUGAAGAAAGAAGAAUAAUUAAAUCUGCCACCAUUUUAGAAUUAUCAUAUGUUAACAAACACACUAAACGCUGAAACAUAUGUUGAUGUCUUCCACAGACAAUUUGUUACCUUGCAACAAAUUCUGACUUUAUUUUGUCAACCUCAUUGUAGGUCAUAAGCGAAGGUGGUGAUGUUGAAACACUAAUGAAGCAGCAGGAACAGGAAAUUGCUGCUCUGGAGGCCAGCUUUGAUGCAGAAGAAGCGCGCCAUUCUGCAGAGAUUGUCAAGAAACUUAAUGAAGAAUACAUGGAUAACGUUCAACAAUCUCAUAGAGCUCUUUUGGAUAAGGUAUGUGUCAGAUUUCCCAGGUAGAGGAACGAAAUUGCCUAAAGGGAAAUUUGUUUUUUUCCCGCGAUGGUUUUCCUCGUCAACGAGUGAUCAAGUCAUGAAUCAAUCAGCGGCGGGUCUGAUAAGGCAUUGGCAGCUGCCAGCCAGGAUUCAUAUAUCCCAGCCAUGUACAGCACAUGUUUUGAGUGCGUUCUGGAUUACUAUGUGUACUGGGUUUUAGCACUUAGAGUGGUUUUCGUUUGAGUGUCGUAAAACCAAAACCAAAGUAAUUACUCUGGCCAAUCACAUAGGACACAGACAAUACAUUGAACCAAUCAAAACUCGAAGUAAUUACAUGUGGCUGACGCAAAAUUCUAUUGUGUUUAAAGAAACUUAUAAAAAGUACCUCUUUCUCGAACAAGUCAAAACAAGCCAACAGAUAAAUUCAAUGCCAACAUUGUACGUGAGAUAAAUUUUCUUGUUGGCUCGACUAACAUGGUUUUCAUGAGCUUUUGCUAAAAAAGGUUUCAGGCUUGGAAUUAAAAUCAAUUAAGCUCUUACCUCUGUCUUUCUGGCUUUAACAGGUUACCAGAGAUAAUCUAGACGCAGUUCUGCAGCAACAGAUAAUGGAUCAGUUCAGAAAGGACAACGAAGCUCUGCAAGAAAAUCUUGAACAACGCAAACUCAAGUCGCUUGCAGAUACGAAGGUAACGACAAAUCUUUCGUUAUUGAAAAGCACUUUUGCCCAAUCACUUUUUUUGUUUUUUCAAUCCAAGCUCUGUAGUUGGAACUCACGUCAUUAAUGUCCAAAUGUUGGCAUUUUGGGUGGCCACUUACUGUUGGAGGUUCGACUGUAUUUAAGCAACGUAGUCAGAGCGAAAAAGGCAUAUACAGACAAUAUUAAAUAAAAAGAGCUUUAAUUAAAGCGAGUCAAUUUACGCGGAGUAACAGGCGACAGUAAAAUAGAUAUCAACUGAUAAACUCGCAUUGCAGAAAGAGGUCUCUGAAAAGUUAAAAAUUGUAAGAUUUCGUUGUCUACCCUACAGGCUAAGCUCGCCGCACGACGAGCUCGACGUCAAGAUGAGGCACGCCGUCAAGCAGAGGAAGCAGCUGGUCAGCGUAUACUCGAAGAACAGAGCCAGGCCAUCGCGGCCAACAAGCCAAUGGAUGCAGAUCACGUGGUUGUCCCCGAAGUCAUAAUUCCACGUGAGACAGCAGAGGAGGAGGUUAGAUGUAGUAAUUUCUGAUUACUAUGUUUAUUUUCAUGUCAAUUGCUACAUUCUAUGAAUGGCCAGCAUUUAUUGAAACCUUUUAGAAAGUUUUAAUUUACUCGUGAUAAUUUAUGCUAAUGUAUGUAAAUAUGAUAUAUUUUUCACGCUAUGGUAAUUUAUGUUAAUUUUUGUUAAAGCAACUCUUUGUCCAUAGCGCUGUAACUUAUUUUUUUGUUAAUGGCAGGCUUUGCGGAAUGAGCAGGAGCGUACAUUGGCCGACAUGAGGGAGAGACACGAACAGGAUACGCAGAAAACGAACGAAAAACUUGAAAGAGAGCUGACGGCAGAGGAAGAUCAGGCAGUAGAGAUGCUUGAAGCUGAGAAAGGAAGACGACUUAGAGAGCUGAAGGACAGGCAUGCUGCUGAAAUGGCUGCGAGGUCUAAGGACAUGUCCCCAGAGGACGUACAACAGGUGAUUGCGUCCAACAGAACGACUGUUGUAAAUUAAGUCUUGCCUGACCAGUACGACAAAGAGUCUGAGUACGACAGGAAUGAUUGAAAACAGUCAAUACGCCACUUCCACAUUUCCGAUAAUGCACCUUAUUUUCCCCAAAAAAUUUUGCAUAACCUUUAUUUUUCAUUUCUCCUGCGCAUCACAGCCGUCCCAAGAGAAAUUGAAAUUGAAUUUUUUGCCCCAUUGUAAUUUUAUUAUUGUAUAUUUGGCCUCUGAGUUAAUGUUGGCCUUAGAGUUAAUAGAGCCCAUUCAGGCUCGAGGAAUAAUUUUUAAUUAUUGUAUAUUACGACAGAAUAGCCCCGUAUAGAGGAGUCGUAAUAAAGUGUAUGUUAUAAUAUGUUACAAUGCUACUAUGCAAAAUUUUUGGGGGGCAAAUCAGGUGCACUAUGGGAAAUGUGGAAGUGGCGUAUAAUUAUCUGUCACGCAAGUCACACUAGAACAUUUGGUCAUCCCUAAGAAAGAGCUAUGAGAAACCAAGUAUUGUAUUACUGCCCAUGAAUGCAAAAAGCCCACUUCCUUUUUUGCUUUAGUUCCCUAAUUCUAGCCUUUUAGUCUAUUCUUGUAACAAUGGCACCAACUCGAAACCUAAGGUGAGAAAUUGUAAGAAAUUGUCUACCUAGACUCGUGUCAUUGUGUGUUCGCCGAAAAGGUUUUGUAUCCUGCGCGCGUUUAAGAAACCGUGUUGAUUUCGAAUUAACAAGCGUUUCUCUUGAUCCUAUAUCUAAAGCUUUUGGCAACCCACCAACAAGAGCUAGACGAAAUCAUGGAAAAGAUGGACGCAGAAAAACAACGCCAGAAAGCGAAUCUGCAUCAAAAGUUGUUGGAGAGGAAGAAGCAAAGGCAAGAUGCGCAGAAACGAAAACAAGAACGAGAAAUGGCUAAAGAGCUUCUGGAACAGAAGAAGGAACUUGCUGAAGUCCGGUCUGAGCACGUGAGUAGCAUUCUCGUUUCACUUGUUUUCUUUUGAAAGAGCGCGUGAUGAUCAUGAGGCAAACAAUUAGGAAGUAAAACUCCAACUCAUUCAUUCCAAGGGCUCAGUUACGUCUUCAUGGACGGGGAAAGUUUGGUUAAUACGCGGCUGCGUCGCUCGCUGUUCAGAAUAAACCAAAUGUAAUUCUGUACAAAAAUGAAAGCCCAGAUGCGGACAAUUCCCAAAAAAUUAUUACCAAAUAGAGUUAUAUUUAACGUAUUCUUUCUUAACAGAUCAAGCAAGCAGAGAAGCAGGCUAUGAUUGAAGGAAUAAGAGAAAAUGGCUCAGAAUCUGCGGAGUUUGUUAUUAGAAAGGUAAGAAAAAUUCAGUUUCGACGAUGUUAUCAACGGGAAAAUUUGCUUCAUUAGCCUAAAAAUGGUCCGCGAUUAUCGUCAAUUUGUUGUUUUGGCCUUUUCCAGGUUCUUGAGAAACGACACAGUCAAGAGCUUAAGGACCUAGAACGCAUGUUCCAAGAAGAAAGAAAGGUGGCCGUAGAUGAAGCUUUAGCAAAGAUGGAAGAAAGGCACUCUCAGGAAAGCGAUGAACUGCGUGCACAGAACGAGAAAGAACUAAGAGAUCUGGAGAAACAAAACCUCAGCCCAGACGAUCUGCAACAAAGACGAGCGCAGUUAUUGAAUCAACAGCAGCUGCGUCAGAGCGCUCUUGACAAGAAACACGCUGAGGAGAGAAAGCAGAUUCAACACGGCGUGUUAUCCGACUGGGAAAUACGUUUUGCUCGUGCUAAGCUGGAACUCAAAGAAAAGCAUUAUCAGGUUGGUAUAAGUUUGUAUGAGGAUUUUCCAGUUGACCCAGAACCGUUUCAAGUAUAGGUGGGUACUGCACUUGAGUUAACAUUUGUGAAUUGGAGUAAAAAUCUUGUUGCGGGUGACAAGAGGAAACCGCAAUUCUAAUCUCCAGUUUACUAUUACUCAUGCUUGGUCCCCUUAUUUAGCCAGCAUUCGUUUGGACUUCCACGAAGAAUGAAUAAAAUAUAAAAAGGCAAUCUGAUCACGUCCGUUUUUACCUUCUGUCACUGGUAAUCUGAUCACGUGCGUUUUGAUCUUCUAUCGCGUGAACUUAUGCAAAGCACCGUGGUUGGGGUAAGAGCGUUUUGACCCUCUAUUAGAAGCCUGAAACUCGCCCGCAUUCCAUACCUGUCUUAUUUACUAGUUAUAUUGAAAUGAUGAAUAUAUGCCGAAUUUCACAUACACGUAUUCAAACCACGAAAUGAAGAAAUAUAUGAAGAGACGGUCAUCGCAUUGAAAGACACAACUUAUGCAGUUGCGAAAAGAAACCCUUAAUUUGUUCAGGCUUUCUUUUCGCAGUUGCAUAAGUUGCGUCUUUCACUACGAUGACUCUCUCUUCUUGUACUAAUGAUAUUCCUGACCCUCUUAUGUGUUAAGGCUUUCCGUUGUCUUAGUAGAGUUCUUCCUUUGACAAUUUUCGUUCCCCCUCUACCCUCUUGACUUGUUUCCCCCCUCUAAAAGAGGCCUUCUGUCAUGUCACUGAUGUAUAUUAUUAUUCAGGAAUAUGCCGAUGCCCUGAAUGAGCUGACGCCAGAGCAGGCAGAGGAACACAGGCGAUCAGUUGAAAAGGCACUGGCGGCCGCGAGGGAGCUGGAAGUCGUAAAGCAGAAGUUGGACGAACAGCGUUUGGAAAAUGAAGAAAAGCUCAAACAAGAAAAUGAAGGUUUGUAUCUUAGGUGAAGCAGGAGGGGUGAUUUCGUAUUGAUUUCUGUGUGAAAUUGCCUCGAAGUGUUUACUGAUUGUGUCAACCACAGAGUGCUAACUCUUCUCUAAGACGAAAACGUCCCUCAAACGAGUGCCUACCAUUCUGAGGCAAAAGCUUGGUACCGAUUACAAUGCUGUCUGAACUUAGGGAAAGUUCAGAUUGUUUUUGCCCUUCACAGGAAGGUUUGUGUUGACCUAUGUGAAGUUCAUGAUCAUCUACAAUUUUGCUCACCUACUUUGAAUAAUGAAACAUAACUUCACUUACGACAAUUGUAUUCACCACAAAUUCUAAAUAAAAUGUUUUCUUACUUAAAGCUUUCGAGGCUGAACAACAGCGAAAGUUACAAGAAGACCUUGAGAUGUUCGAUAAACAACUCGAAGAAGAGGCCGAGCAGGAACAAAAGAAGAACGAAAAGGCGAUCCUUGCUUUGAACGCACGCAAAGAAGCGCUGCUUAAGGAAAAGAAAGCUAAAGUCAAACAAGAAAUGGAAAAGCUAAGCAAUCAAGGAGCUUCCCAAGAAGAUCAGGAGGCCAUUUUGAAAGAACACAGCAAGGACUUGGCAAAACUGAUGAACAAAAUGGACGCAGAUAGAAUGCGAAUGCAAAGUUCCUUGGAAGAAAGAUUAAAGAAAAGACGCGAGGCAAAGCGGAAAGCUAAGGUAAGAUGUAUUGUGUAGAACAUAUAAAAGGUUAAGGCGCACACGAGCCAGAGGCCCAAACGGCCGGAGGUUAUCCCGGUUUGCCUCAGCAUGAAACAUAUCUAGGAGUUUGCCUCUCCCCCCUGAACGAAAUGCUAGUCAUUCGCAGGGUUACCCCAAGCAGUAUGUCGCUACUGGGCAAUUAAUAUCCUGUGGUAAGUCAAUGGAUGAAAUUCAUUAGAUUAACCAUUCGAAAUAAAGCUACUGAGCAGUACUUUCCUGUGGUACUGUUUGUUAUGCUAUACACGGUGGUUCUAAGUUCGUAGAUAAAAUCCAUAAGAGAAACCAUUCAAAUGAGCAGUGCUAUACUGGAUUUUAUUGACUAAGUAAAAUGGUAACUUGACCGUAAAUAAAUCCCAUCUUCUGAAAAGUUAAAGAUGUUUAAUAACAGAAAUGGUAUUAUUAAGGUCAGGAGGACUGUAGUUUGUACUAUUCUGACUCUAGAACAGAUUUUUGGUCUGACAAAUGCUUCUUUCAUAUUGUUCUUCCUAGGUUGAGGAGCUGACGAAUAAAAACGAAGAAGAAAAGAAAGAAUUUGAAGAAAAAGUACAAUCCGAGCGCGAAACAUUUGUCUGGUUAACCAGUGCCAGGCUUCCUCUUGGGGAGGAAGGUCAUUUGUUUUAACCCAGGCCCACUCGUUAUCUGUUGUUUUGCAAAUAGUACAACUCUAACCCAUUUCUCUUUUCGGAAACGUUCUCAAGUCUAGUACCAUUUGUCACACAUUUUAUACCGACAUUUCCUUACAAAUGGUAAGCGCUCUGGGUUUUAUUAUUGUAUACUUAUUGACGAAUUAGUCAGCGUUAUGUUGCGUUUGGCCGCUAUUUUUCUUUAACAACUGAUAAAAAUUGUCUUUUUCGUUUUCCAAAGCCGGUUUACGCGCUGCGGAUUGAAAUCUGUGUUAUGGCGAACAAGAGAAUUAGUUAUCUUUUCAAAAUCCCAUAGCAUAUUGCAGGCCUAUUUCAGAUCAAUUUGAAUUUCCGCCAUUUUGUACUCACUAUCCUCACUACCAAAACAACUCAAACUCGUCCUAGGUCCUCUCGGUGAACGGUUCAAUAAUCUGUCAAUUUUGCUGCACGAUUGACGUAAUGGGGUCAAUGUUGCAAAAUUCGUCCAAAUUUCGUCGACAAUAGCUGGUUAUGAUGAAUUAUGUGUGGGAUUUUAGCCAAUCAGAAACGGAGAAAUAUCUUGAAGGGGCUGUGUCACGCGUGGCUAGUUCAUUUUGUUUAUUUUGCCAGUGACGCAUCCUCUUUUGUUAUAACUCUUGCGGAAUUACCUGUAAAUGACAAAAUGGAUCAACUGGGAAGCUGCCCGCCUACCCCUCCCCUAAGCUAACAUUAACACUUACUUCUCACUUGGGGUCAAAAUGAUGGCGGGUAGGUGGGCAGUUUCCUAGAAACCUAAAUUAAUCCGACAAAAUCAUAACUUUGCAUCAAAAAAAAUAUAUAUCUCCCAAGCAUUAUAUCAGCCGUAAUAACUUUGAAAAACUGUUAGGCUAACAGGUUUUGAAAAAACAAAAUUGAAAUCCGUUUCAAUCUUCUUAAGGUUUGUCCAUCCGUGCUUCCUUUUACAUCUGUGAUGUUGUUUAUACCUUCUUUUAACUUUUAAAGCGGUUGUUUUAAUGUCUCAGUCAAUUUGGUGGCUGAUUCCUCGUUUCAAAUCUUGAUAGAUUUCGUGACACAGCCGCCUAAGUUAGGUCCACAGAUCACGCUAACGAUUCACAGCAUGUAACAAGUUCUGAAAUGAAGCUUUUUUUUCGUCAGCACCUGGCGAAGGCUACAUCGACAUCAAGGAUGACACUCUGUGGGCAGACGAUGAUGAUCUUGUCCCUGUGGAUCUUAACAAGCUUCCUGCCCGUGCGUUUGUGACGUACAAAUUUGGUUCGUUCAUUGUAGACUUACUUGCUGUUCAUUGCCACCAUCUUCCAGUCACUCUCCUCCUGGCAGACAAACUUCCUCCGAAUAAGCAUCUCCAGAGGAACGCGUAUCGCAAUUCCUUCUUUUACGACGCUAACAACCGCAUUCUUUACGUGCGUGCCGAACGAAUGGAUAAUGUUGGGGAGUUCGUGCUUGUUCUAGUUCACUGUCUUUCUCAUAUCGCUGCCGGUGAUCUCCGUGACGACUCUCAUCCUGGCUUCCUGAAAGAAUUNAAUUGAAAUCCGUUUCAAUCUUCUUAAGGUUUGUCCAUCCGUGCUUCCUUUUACAUCUGUGAUGUUGUUUAUACCUUCUUUUAACUUUUAAAGCGGUUGUUUUAAUGUCUCAGUCAAUUUGGUGGCUGAUUCCUCGUUUCAAAUCUUGAUAGAUUUCGUGACACAGCCGCCUAAGUUAGGUCCACAGAUCACGCUAACGAUUCACAGCAUGUAACAAGUUCUGAAAUGAAGCUUUUUUUUCGUCAGCACCUGGCGAAGGCUACAUCGACAUCAAGGAUGACACUCUGUGGGCAGACGAUGAUGAUCUUGUCCCUGUGGAUCUUAACAAGCUUCCUGCCCGUGCGUUUGUGACGUACAAAUUUGGUUCGUUCAUUGUAGACUUACUUGCUGUUCAUUGCCACCAUCUUCCAGUCACUCUCCUCCUGGCAGACAAACUUCCUCCGAAUAAGCAUCUCCAGAGGAACGCGUAUCGCAAUUCCUUCUUUUACGACGCUAACAACCGCAUUCUUUACGUGCGUGCCGAACGAAUGGAUAAUGUUGGGGAGUUCGUGCUUGUUCUAGUUCACUGUCUUUCUCAUAUCGCUGCCGGUGAUCUCCGUGACGACUCUCAUCCUGGCUUCCUGAAAGAAUUUCAUCAUGCUCUCGCUGUCUUAUGCGAUGACUUGUUCUUUGCGCGUUACAGGCGUUCCUCUGCGCUUGCACGCACGCUGUCGUCACUUCCGGAAAAUGAAGACCUUGAGAGUGCCAGUCGGGUGUUGCUUGAAUCAGUGUUUGGCGACGCACAUGCUGAAGCUGAUAAAUCGAACGUAGUGGAAGGGCUGCUGGACGCGAAGUUGCUGCGGGGUGCAAACAAAGACGGCGUACAUUUCACUCAUGACGCCAUCGUGGAACGCUUGUCGAAGUACAGCAACUUUGCCGUUGAGUCCAAGUUGCGAUCUUUCUUAGGUGAUGUCGAAGAUAAGUCUAUCCAAGCGCGUUUGCAGGGUACGGAUGAAUUCAUUGACAAGAGAUUGCAAGAGCUCCAAGGUCCACAGACCAAGGACCGGCCUAUGUCACGCUACGUUCAGUCACGCGGUAAUUUGAUGACUCGUGGAAUGUCACGUCAAACCUCCCGUGCCAUGGCAACAUCACGCACUGCCACUGGCUUGCCAAUCUCCGGAAAAUCUUUGCCAUCUCGGCCAAAGGAAGAUGAGGACCUUUACAAGACAUUCCUGCAGGUAUGUCUUAUAUAUUCCACUAGACAAUGCCUUUCAACAUAUUUACCUUCAUUAUUUAAAUUCAUUAUACUAAGUAGGAAAUGUGGAAUAUUUCUAAUGAAAAAGGUCAUGAUAAUUUCUUUUGAUAUUUUGACCAUUUUGAUUAAUUCCUCUUACGCGCUUGCUUUGUUUGAAAUCGGUCGUUACCUCUUAGUUUCUUCUUGUAUUCAGUAGCGACAAAAUAAACGUGAACCGCCCAAAAUUCUUUAAAUCACGAGGCGCCGCUUUAAAAAACAAUAUAUAAUAGCGGACUGUUUCUUUUUAGAGAGAUUUAUUGUUUUCCGUUGACUUUUAGGUUCAAGUGGAAGACAUGCAGGACACUGUCGAUACCUUGAACCAAGAGUUUGCGCAACUUUCCAGAGAGGCACUCGACGUCACCACAAACUUGCGUGAACUCGAACAAGAGCUUCUCGCGCAAACCGAUCUCUUGAGGGAGUCAGCAGAGGGCAGCACCGAACAUGCGCAACACAAGAAUGCAGUUCGUGAAACAACGACAAAGAUCACCACCGCGAAGGGUUCCCUAGAAUCUAUUGCGUUGCAAAAGAGUAACUGCUUAGAAAGACUUAACUUGUUCAAGAAACGGCUUGAAGAGAAACAAGCUCAACUACAACAACAUGAAAGCAAACCAGAAAGCGAAAGGAAACAACAGGCAGAGAGAAAGUUGCAGUCCGCCAUGGGCAAAUCACCAAAAAAGAAGGCAAAAAAGUAA